GCUCCUCCUCCCUCCCUUCCCCUUCUCCUCCUCCUCCUCCCUCCCGGCCCCUCGCUCUCGCAUUCCCGACCCUCCCCGGGUGGGCUAGGCAGGGGACCCCGCCAGCGGCUGCAUCGGAGCAACUCUCGGGAUCCUUUUCCUUCCUCUCUCUCUCCCCCCACGCCGCCUCCGGGGUGCCGCCUCCCCCUCGUCCUCCUCCUUUUCCCGCCUAUCCCGUUCCCUCGACUCCGAAAGAAGGAGAGAAAGAAAGAGAGAGGGAGGAGGAGGAGAAGAGGAGCUCUUCGGCGCCUUCCUCUCUUCCGGAGAGUGUCAAAACUUUGUUCGGGCGGAGGAGGCGGCGGCGGCGGCGGGACGGGGCUGCGUCGAGAGGCCGGGCUGAGGCAGGCGGGGUGCGGGGAGCGGCCCCCCGCCGCACCGGGACCCCGCCGCACCAUGCCUCAGCUGCAACCGGCCGGCGGAGGUGGCGGCGGCGGCGACGACCUGGGCGCCCCGGACGAGCUCAUCCCUUUCCAGGAUGAAGGCGACGAGCAGGACAAGGGCUCCGGGGGCCGCGGCUCGGCGCACGGCGACUUGGACGAGCUCAAGUCGUCGCUCGUGCACGAGUCCGAGAACCGCGGCGGCGGCGGCGGCAGCGCCUCCGGCUCCGAUUCUGAGGUAAAAAGUUGAUGGCGGAGGGAAGGCGGGGGGGGGGGCGACAAAAGAGAGCGAAUGUGAGGGGAAAAAAAAAAGAGGCUGCUGUUGUGAGGCGGGGGAAACGGGAGAGCGGUUGGGGGGGGGGGCUUCGUCCCAGGCAAACGCCUCAACCCGCCCCCCUUUGUGCCUUUUUCCCCCCACACAGGCGGAGAGGCCGCCACAGCAGCCCCGGGAAAGUUUCCAGAAGCCGCGGGACUCUCCAGCCGAAGGUAGAGGAACCCUCUUUAAAUAUCUAUCUCUAUAUAAUAUAUAUAUAUAUUUGCGUCCCCCUCCCCAACCUCGAAAUGGGGGGGGGGAGGCAGCGUUGUGGGGCGGCGGGGGUCGGAGGAGAAGGGGAGAUGGCGCUCUCUCCUCAGAAGACGGAGGACCCGCGGCGACGACUCCUCGUUUCCCCCCCGCCUCGCCUUCACUUUUCUGGAAUGAGGAGGAGGAGGAGGAGCUUCCCUUGGCCGCGCCGUCCCGUCUCCUCGCUGGCUUUUGUUGCUGCCCCCUUUUGGCCCUGAUCCUGUGUUGACUCGAAAGAGGCCCUGAAUCGCGAGUCGAGAUUCGAAAUCAGGGCGACGCGCUUUUGUAUGUGUGUCGCUGCUUCUCUCUCUUCCCCCCCCCCAACCCCCGCCGUCCUGAAGUUCUCUUGCUCGCAAGUUGAGCUGCCAUAAAAUUUAACGAGGCAUUCUCGGCGGGCCUUUGCGUUUGAGUAAACACCGCCUAUCAUCUGACUGCGGAGCUGCGAUCCUGUUUACGGGGAGAGAGAUUUCCAGUUAGCGGGAUUUACUUUGGAUUCCACAGAUAACAGCCGCUGAAUUGUAUGGAGAUGAGUCCGAAAAGGAAGUAGGUGCAAGAUUGCACCCAAGGAUAUUUGAAUUAAUGGGAUUAUAUGGGCCUGAUCGGGUUUGGUAUGCUGGUGUUGGGGCCACUGUUAGCCAGCAUUAAGUGGCAGAGCUUCUCUGGAGUUAGACCUGUUGAAGUCCUUGCCUUUGGGAAAACACACAAAUAGAAGGUCUUGUGCUACUGCUCAAGAUUAUUGUGACGUAUGUCACAGGAGGACUCCAGUCCUAUCAAUACUUGCUGGGAAUAAGCCCCGUUUAUGUACAGUGGGGCUUACUUCCGAGUAAACAUAUAGGAGUGUGUAGUAAGUCUAUCAUUCUUUGACCUUCCUAUAACAGAUUAGCCAAAUCUGUUGCUUUACUUCUGAAUAAACAGAUUUAGGGUUAGCAUGAGGUACAGCAGAACUUUAUACAUGUUUAUGUAGAAGCAAGCUCUACAGAAUUCAAGUAAACAUGGGAUUGCAGGUUUACAUAGAAACAAGCCCCUUUGGGUUUAGGAGGAUAUACUUCCAUAUAGAUACAGAAACUCAAGUUUUAUGAAAGGGAAAAAAAGAUUGGAGAUCUUGGAUUGGGGGAGUAGGAAUUUGUACACCAAUAUUUGUACUUACCAAAUAACUUUUUGGUUACUCAGCCUUUUUUAAUAGUCACAACCCAUAGACAAUUUAAGAUUGCAAUCCAAAACAUAUUUUCUUGGAAGCGUUAUUCCACUGAAAACAAUGGUUCUUACUUCUGAAUAAGAAAACAUAGAUUGGUUUUUAAACAAAAUUAAAAACCCAAUGUAAGCAUCUUUACUAACAAAUAAGUCCCAUUUAAUUCAGUGGGAAUUACUCCCUUGUUGAUUGUUGCCUUAAAUCAUUUUGGUUAUGCUUUAUAUUCUUUCAGCCACCCUUUUGGGAUGUCAUCUCUCUUUGCUUCUUCCACAUCAGUGUUUGCUCAUAUCUAAGAAAACAGUUAUUCUUGAAAGAUUUAACCUGUAAUGCAGUGGUGUAAUUUUAUCUACUUGUUAGUACAGAUUUUUAAAAAUAUUUACAUGGACACAUAUCUUCCUGAUUUCAUUGUGACUUAAUAAUGCAAGUCAGCUUUGCAAUUGUCUUCUAGUAACCUUUUUGUAUGCAGCAGGUUUUCAGUACCCUGCAUUCCAUAUUAGUAUUUUAUGACCUAAAAAUAAAACAGCAACAACCACCCCAUUACUUUUUGUAAUGCUUCCUUGCUUGGUCAUCUGGAGGUCAUGUUUACUAACCACAGAAACCCAGCUGUUACCAAGUAUGAAGUAGGUGCUUAAUAUCACAUGCAGAAGUAUAUGUAUACUUUUGUUCUUACUUGGAAGUUUUGUUUUGCCCCCAAGUAAAAACAAAAGUGUACAUCAGUUGCAUGGGCAUGAAUUCAGUUGCAGGUAAAUACAGUACUGUCAAUUCAAGUAAGACCUGAGUCCUAUAUUGACUGCAAAAUAGAGCACAUACACAUAAGAUGCCUUAGAUGGUUUGCAAAUCUCACAUCUUAUUUCUUUCUGUUCUGUAAUUCUAGUUAACCCUACCUUCCUUAAUCCCUAGGGCUGCAUUUUGAAACACUGUGUUUGCAGCCUUUACUCUGAGUAGCUAAGUGUCUUUUUCUUCCCUAGUAAUCAGAAGACAGCAAGAUGGAGGCUUCUUUAAAGGGACUCACUAUCCAGGUUAUCCCUUCUUGAUGAUCCCAGAGCUAGGAAGCCCCUACCUGCCCAGUGGAGCCUUGUCCCCAGGUGGUGCUCGCACAGUAAGUGCUUUGUUUUGGUUUGAGAUAUUGGUGUGAUUAAAGUUUUCCUUCCUCUUCUAUAAAGGUGAAUUGUGAUAGAUGGUGUUCCUUUAUGCCCCUUUGCCCCACUGAAGAGUUCUGCAUUACUGCUGAUAUCACAGAAUAAUAAACAUCAUUUGAGGGGAACUCUUGUUGCAUGGAAUGUUAAAGAUAUCUCUUUUCCAGUGAGGAAGUUUGGAGAUAGGCAAUCUCCUGAAUAAUUUCUCUGCUCAUUUUCAACUUAAUGAUUUACAGUGCUGAAGAGUUUCCAUCUGUUUGAGUUGAAGAUAAAUUUUGUUUUAAUGGAUUUUAUCCUUUCUCUCCCUACCCCACCCAAUUUCACUGUUUAAAUGAGUGUGUAGGCUGUUGCUACAGAGAGUUGAUAGGCUCAAGAAAUGUGUGAAUUUCAUCAUCUUUCUUCAAUUUUUCUGUGGAGUUCAUUUAUUUGUGAUCAGAGUUCUGGGGAGGGAAAGGAGUGGGCGUGUGUCCAUUUAGAAUUCAGUUGAAAGGAUUAGAUCUAAGAGAAGUUACCCUUGGCAUUGUUGAAGUAAACAAUAUCAGCGAAUGACACUUAAAGUCUAUUUAGGUACUGAUAGGCUUAGAGAGGAAGUUUGUUAUUAUUGGAGUGCAAAUAUGAGAUGCUAAUUUUAUCUGCCAUGAAAUCAGCUAACUUAGAAGCAUUAUUCUAUGGCACUCAUUUUCAAACUGCAUUCCAAAGAAACCUUAUUUAGUUUAGGCAUGCCAUCUUGGGGAACAUGCUAUCACUGUGCAUCACACACAUUAUGCACCAACAGAGGAGUUUUGCGUAUGUUUUGGGAUGCACUCUCGGUUCUUGCAUCCUAACAGUGAUUCUCAACAGGCCUGGGUAAAAUAUGUGUGUUUCUUAGAACAAGCCAUCUAGAAUCCCCUGCUGUGUAUCCAGGUGUUCUAAACUGGAUGUAUGGAGGUUCUUGUUUAGACUAGUUCAUGGUGGGUGGCCAAAGAUGCUUAAUUAAUAUGAUCUGCUGAGGCAGUGUCUGGAAGUGAGUACCUGCACUUGUUAUAUGAUCACAUAAAGACAUUGAAUGGCAUAAGAAUCUCUGAUUGCUUUGCUGUUUAUGACAACUUGGUUGCACGAGCGUAAGGGGUGUUUUGACAUGCUUAUAUUUAUUUAACAAAAAUUAUAGCUACUUUCUUAGUGAAACAAUCUCUAGUUGUGCUUAUUGGAGGUAAAGUUUCUCCAACAGGAUUUAAAGGUCUGCCUAUUGGGAGAAGGGUUUAAGAAGUGCCUUGUAUAACUAAGCUUCAGUCCUCCUAAUAUCAAUCAAUAACAACUGUUAUAACUACAGAUAAUGAUGAGCAGGGUAUUCUAAGGCUUUAUGCAGAUAUAACUUUGCUGAUCAUUGAUAGACCAAGAGUGAGCUGGUUUGCAAGUUAUUUUUAAAGCUAAUCCUAGUCAUUGUUAUUGUUAUUAUUAUUACAUUUAUUACACUCUGUUCACCAGAAGGUCCUAGGGCGAGAUACAGCAUUAAAAACAGUUUAAAACAAAUUAACUACAGAUGUAAUGCUACAUCAUGGUACAUUCUGAUAGAUGGAAAAUAGGAAUUUGUAUGCAAGAAAGGAAGUGACUUUACUAUGUUUAAGAUUAACUGUAACAUCAGCCUUUUCAAUCUGGCAUUCUCCAAAUGUUUUGGAUUAAACUCCCAUCAACCCCAGUUAUCAUGUCAGGAUGAUAGGAAUUGUAGACCAAAGCAUCUGGAGGGGCAGCAAGUGAACAACUAUCUGAUCAAUACAAGAAACCAAACGCUUAUCAAUUUCAAUGUAAUAUUACCAAUUCAAAAUAAGCAAUCAAAGCACCAAAAUCUAGGUGCUGCUUGAAACAUAGCAAUAGUCACACAAAGAGUAACCAUCAGUGUUCCAGAGGACUGUUUGGUCACUUUCGAGUAUUAACUUUGAUGAUAAAUAACUUUGAAGCAUGUAGGAUAUUUCCUUGAAAGAACAGAAGUGAAAUAUUGCACUGAUAGCCUUUAUCAAUUUUAAUUAAAGUUGCAAGUCAUUGAUUCUGUGAAUUUCAAAAGCUGUUUUCAUUCCUUAUAUUUGAGUUUUAGUUUUUAUAUCAUGCAUAUUUCAUGUAAGACAAAAUGAAUCAAUAUAAAUGCUUCAGAAAUAGAAAAAGAAUGGGCUAUAUUGUUGCAGUGCUUUAUCUAGAGCUGUUCAGCAGUAGAAUAAACUCCCAUGAGAGGUAGUGGACUCUCCUUCCUUGGAGGUUUUUAAUCAGAUGUUGGAUGGUCACCUGUCAUUUAUGACCUAGUUGAGAUUCCUGCAUUGCAGGGGGUUGGACUAGAUGACCCUCGGGGAUCCCUUCCAGCUCUACAGUUCUAUGAUUCUAUGGGUCAUAAACUCAUUAUUAAUGCUUUCUUCCUCUAAAAGAAGUUACUUUCCUUAAAGCUUGUGUUGCACACAGUUAUAACUACAGUGUUCCACUGACGUUGAUUUAUAUAGCAAAUUUGCAUAUUUUUUGAACUUGAUGCAAUUACUAUUUUAUUUAUGUCCUGUAGAAACUUGCUUAACAAAAGGCCAAAAAACGAAACCAAGAAGCCCCAUCAAAACAGCUCUGUAAGCAUAUCUUUAACAAAAACAACAAAUAAUUUUGUGGCAUCUUAAAGAAUAGUAAAUUUAUUAUAAUACUUUAUAAGAAUAUAUUAUAAAGAAUUUCUUCCUUAUUAAAGUGCCACAUGACUUGGCUGUUUUUGCUAAAAGAUUUCUUUAGUGAGUGGUUAAAAGAGAAAAUCUCUGCCAUAUUUUGAAUUGUCCCCUCCCCACUUUUGGAGGGGUAGAGAAGUAAGUUUUGUAAUGACUUAACAUUUGACUGUAAAUUUUGAUUGGAAAGGAACAAACAAAAGGAUUACUACACAGUGGCAAAUUUAACUGCAACCUUUCUUUUCUUGUUUGCACUGCUUUUCUCAUUUAAGCAGGAGACUUAAGACUUUUAAAAGCUGUUAAUGGGCUGACAUUGUGUGUCCUCACCAACAUUAAAAGAAGUGAUUAAGGAAAUUGACCAAGCGUUAGACAGCAAAUUGAAUCCCCCUAAGCACAAACCCAAAUGUCCCAACUCCAGUUCCAAACUCUGCAAAUGCCAUAACCCUCAGGAGCUCAUUGUGUAUUAUGGCCAUUGGGGAUUCCCUGCCUGCGUCCUUAAACAAAAACCUAUUAUUAUUCUGAAUUGUGCAAUGAACACCUUAUCUGUAAUAUGUUCUCCCAUCAAAGAUCACCAGCCUUACUGCUUCAUUCUGAAGAGUAAGAAAUUCCCUUUAGACUAAUCCAUAAAUCUUAAGAUGUUACAAGUAUCUGAAGAAGUGUGCAUGCACACGAAAGCUCAUACCAAAAACAAACUUAGUUGGUCUUUAAGGUGCUACUAGAAGGAUUUUUUUAAUUUUUAAUAUUGUUUCUUGAGAUGUUGGUAGUGCCAGAAAGUUUUAAAAUAAUAAGCCUGUCACUCAAUUAAAGAAACCUCAGUAGCUUAAUCAUGAGUAUUAGUUGAAUAAACGAGUUAAUCAAUUUUAUUUGCAUACAUUUCUUAUGGGUAGAAGCAGUAGCUCUGGGGCAAAAAGUAUAAUGCCUAAGCCCGCAACAUAUGUGCAUUUAACGAGUACACAUUCAGCUGAACACACAUGGCAAAUGGAAAAGAAAGAAAGAAAAGGGAUGGGUGUCCAGGAAAAAGACUUUGGCAGUUCCAUCUGCGACUGAACCCAAUGUGUUUUGACGACAUGCAGUUUUGGGUUUAGGCAUGAUCACUGGAAUGUGACCCCCAUGUAUGUAUACUGUAUGUAUGCAUGUAUGUAUACUGUACUUUUCUUUGUUUCAACAAGAUGUAGGCAUGUGUUAUAGCAAGCAAUAAUCCCAGAAGCAUGCCCUGGUGUGUAAGAAAAGGGGGGAAUGCUUUUAAGAUGGUGGCAGGUAUCCACAGAUUUUAAGUACAGUACUCAUAUUGAAUAUAACUUUUCAAAAUAUGCCCAAGUCAUCUAGGAAUUUUUUAGCUGAUCGAUUCGUUAUAACGCCUAAUCAAUUGAACUUUUUAUCCCUAAUAAUGAACAGAUGCUGGAAACCUAUAGUAAUUUUGCCAGCUUUGUAUGAGUAUUAGUGGGAAACACUGUGUUAAUUUGUAGCACUGUACUGCAUUUUUACAUUAUUGUUAACGGCUAAAUGGCUUGGGAGCAGGCCUACUCCCACAAGAACUUGCCCAUAUAUUAAUAUCUUGUACUUGGCUCUUGCCUAGUAUGCUCCUGCCUUUCAGAGAUAAGGCAGGUAGCCAGAGUGAUUUGGGUCUUUUCUGUGGUGGCAUGGCAGCCAGACUUUGAACUUCUUCCCCAGUUUCAUGCAUCAGAUGCUACCGCUAUUUUUGUUCUUUUGUUUGCUGGUAGUUGAUCAUGAUUUUAUUUGUAUAGUUAUUGCAAUUGUUUUAAUGGAAAUGUGUUAGCCUCCUGAGAGACACAUCUCCAUGUAGAACAGUGGGAUAAAAAUAUAAUAAAUGUGAUAGAAGCUUGAACAUCAGGAUACUUAGCAGGGAUAAAAAGAGCCUUAGGCUUUCUUCCCUGGAUGUUCCAUUUUUGUGGAUAAAUUAAGUUUCGUGCCAUAUUUUAAUGGAGAUAUUGGUGAAAAUAUGCAGGCAGUCUCAUUUGAUUGCUUACUGGGAAGUUAUAAAAUAUACAGUAUGGGAAAAUCAUGUCUAUUCAGAAGUGAGUCAUGUUAAGUUGUCUGGGGCUCAUAUUAGUAGGAAAGUGUGGUUAGGAUUGCCAUUUACAUCACUUAAAUACAGGUAGCCUAGUGUGUUUAAUUAUUCUUGCUGUUUUAUAGUGGUUCUGCACCUCCUUAGUACACUGCAAUGCAAAAUUUGUUGCUGCAGGUCCAAUAAUAUAAGAUCAAUUCUCUACAAUUUUGGUAGCUCAUGUUGGAAAGAAGUACCUGCUUUAUUAGUCAAACGUCAAAGAAACCACUCUUCAGUACUGUAAGGCUUUGUUCCUGCUGUACCAUAAAGUCUCUAAACUACCUACCUACCUUAUUUUCUUAGUUGAAAGUUGAAGGAGGUCUGGCUGCGUUGAUUGCCAUAAAGGAGUAUGUCUGGUUAGCCUUGUUGAUACAGUAGAGGCAGCUUCUACUGUCACUAACAUGAGUGAAUCUGCUGCCUCAUGAAUGUCCUGGUACCAGCAUGUACAACCAUUAUAUUCCCUGCAUUAAAGAAAUAAAGAAAACAUUCAUACCAAAACUUAAAAUGCUGGUUUCAUCUAGAAAAGGAAAUAAAGGCAGGAGCAUUGAUUUUGAAGGGAAUGAAACCCAGCAAGUUGUUGGGCAGUCACAUUUGUGAUCUAGCAGUCUCUAAAGCAGUGGUUCUCAAACAUUUUUCUCUGGGCCACUUUCGAAAUAAAAAAUUGCUCAUGUCACACUGAAUUUUUUAUUGAUAAGAAAUACAUUGUAAAAUGAAAAGAAGAAACUGCUCAUUGCAGAUCAAACACAUAGGCUGAGGAAUGUUUUCAUCUCCUGUCUAUGUGAACCUGAGACUCAGAUAGCUAGCCACAUAUUGUCUACAAACUUUAUUUUUGGGAGGUUUGCGUGGGCCUGCUACUGGUGUCAAAUUAAACGAGUCUUCAGCUCUCUGUUUGAAUGGUGAUUCUGGAUCACAACUAGGAUUGCUGUCAGUAUCACUUGAUGAUUUUCAUCUCAUUCUGGAAAGAUAUUUACCCAUAGUCUGCAAACAAAAGAAAUUUUUGAUACUGUAGUUUACUAAAAUAUACUACACUGAUUUUUUAAAAUGUUUCUUUGAUUGUCCUUGAAUCUUCCUGUCACACUUGCCACCCUAUCCUACCACACCAGUGUGAGAACCACUGCAUCUAGUAUUAAAGAAAUUUCAUGAAAUUGGUUCUGAUUGUGUCCGUUAACAUUUAGAUUUUUGGUUCUGCAAGUAUUUGAGCAUUAUAUGCCUUAUGGACAAAACAAACAAAACUGUUGUAUAAGUUAUAAAUAUUAAGACUGCAAUUGUGUUCAGUAUGUAAUAUAUGUUAAACAUACAUUCAUUUUCACAAAAUUUAUAAUAAUUUGGCGUAGAUUAGAGCCAGAAGCACAAGACAAAAGACACUGAAGAUGUUGGCUAGGGGUUGGGGAGCUAUCCCUCAGUAGUUGGAAACUGCUUGACUAAAAUUCCAGCUAUGUAGGGACAAAGCUUGACAAUCAGCAUGGAUCCCUCUAUUUGUUUUGCUCCUGCUCUCAUCUAUGAAUAGAAGUUAAUGCCCAAACUGAGUGAUCACAUGUUUAUUUGAUUUUGCAAUGUCCCUUACCUUCAAUUAGAAGAAGAAACCCACUUUAAAGAAAAUUACAUUAAGCAUGCAAGAGCUUUACCCCUCUGGCCUUUGGAAGUUCUGCAGAGCCUUUCUGUGAGUUGAAAAUCAAAAUACAAAGAUUUAUAGGAAGUGCAAUUUUAGCUGAUUUACUUUACAAAAAAUACAUAAAUCCCAAUAUCCAUAAAACCAUAUCAAUAUAACUAAGACUGGAGAAAACUACUCAGCAGCAUGAUACAAACUCUCAGCAGAUAUAACACAGACUAUUAAAACAACCAAUGAGGUUCACAUAGCCCCUUCACUGAAAUCUUUUCAAAGCCAGGUAAAAACAUAUCUUUCCUCAAAGCUUGCAUUGGGCUGCCAAAGCUUCUUGCGACUGUUGUGAGGUGGGAUUUUGUAUAUAUUUUUAUGAAUUGCAUGUGUAUUGUUAUGAAUGUAUCAAUAUAAUCAUAUAUGUUUUAAAAUAUGUUGUAAGUCGCUUGGAAAACUCUGCAGCAGACUAACAGGUCUAAUGAAGAAUAAUCACUUGCACAGUGUCACACACAUCGUUCAUUUACACAAUCACUACAACAUUCGUUGUCUCCUACAGUAACUCUACCAGCCAAGCAUUCAUAGCAAAACCAGCCACACUGAACAGUAUUACAACCACAUAUACUUAAACUCAUAUCCUUCCUAUACAGGAUCCUUGCCAAGCAUAGGAGCCAAAUCCUAGGUGCCGAGGGGUCUUUGUCGCCCAAUAAAAUAUUUGAGGGGGCCAGACCCUCAAAUGAUGGCAUUGCCAUUCAAAUGGUGUGCGUGCACCGUGUCAUGUGAUUGAUUAUGCAGGGCGGGGCUUACCUGAGCUCCCCAGUAUUUAAUCAAGUUGGCACCCCUGCUGCCAAGCCUACAAGAGUAGCAAAAUGUACACAUCUCUGAAACUCUAAUGGCCUCAUAUUCUGCAUCUACUGACCUAUCAGUUCACCCUGUUAAAGGGUUCACGGACAGCAGUUGCUUAUGUAGGAUUGGAAGGGCAGAAUUCUGAGGAUUUUCUCCCCAAAGAUACCUUCAAAGAAAAACUUUUAGGAUAUAUGUAGUGAUAGUGUGAUGUGUGGCACUGAUACGUAGCUGGAGCCCACUAGAAUGCCAUUUGCAAGUGACAAAGUUGGUGGGUUUUUUUUGAGCAACUGUAAUAGAAGAACUUGGAAUUGAUCCAUGUUUUAAGUCCCUUGCUGUGCUUUGAGGAGCUGAUUUUGCUGGCUGCUUUAUUUUAAUUUAUUCUGCUCUUUUGAGUGCCUCGCAUUGGGAAAGGGUUUAGAAGGUUAGAUAGAAGCCUAAGUGCUUUGUCUCCAGGGAAGCCUUCUCUUUUUCCAUGGUAAAAAGUCUGUUUCUUAUUUAGAGUUAUUGUUUUGUUACAUUCUUAUUCUUUCUGUAACUGCUUCAGGCAUUAGAUAAACCCCAAGUUCUGCGUAGCAUUAAAAAAAAUUUUUUUUGGGAUGAGUUGCAGCUGCUUUCUUACCUAAUAAAUGCAGAAUGAGGGUGCUCUGGGAAAGUUUUUCUGUUGUAACUUAAGACUCUGAUUUGGAUGCAUGGAUGUCGGUUUGUGCGGAAGUAACCUCUACUUCUGGUAAAGCAGAUAGUUUAACAUUGUUUCUAACAACUUUCUAAAAGGGUUCUCUAUCAGUACCAUAAUGCUGGCUUACUACUCCUUUCUUGAUAAAUAUUUAUUUGCAGCAUAGCAAUGCAAUCGAAGCUUUCCACAAUAAUGUGGGAUUUUGGUGCUUUAGUGUUCUGGUUUCCUUUACGUCAAAUAAAUAAACCAGGCUCUCAAAUUGUGAGGUGUGCUUCUUUGCGGAGAUGCAUGCUCAUGAAGUCAGCACUUUCCUCACUAGCCAAGUCAAGCAUGGUGCUAAUCUUCUCCUUCCACAGACCCAAUAACUAAAAUAGGCACUGUGAACAAACAGGGCUGCGCUAUAUUAGGCUUCCUGAAUAUCAUCCAGGCCAUGUACUUGCUUCCUGCCAGCUGGGAGUGAGAGACACUUAAGCCUUCCUAAAGGGGAUGAUUAUUUCACAGUAUCAGUUGUGGAAAGUUGUGAGGGGAUGCUGUCUGAAUAGACUAAUGGGGAGAGAAGUUCAAUCUGGGAGGAGCAGGAGGUGAACUCAAAAGAACUGGACAGUGUGUUAACUUUCUGUAGUCAAGUUAGCUGGAGAGGUCAGUAGAAGUAAAUGUAGAAAGGUGUGGGAGAAGUCUGUACCCAACAUAUGGGGCAGUAGUGUGGCACCUCCAAACUGCAGGCCUGACAGGGGCCCUAAUUUGACUUGUAAGGCAAUUCCCCCAAGCCAUGCACACCCACCUCACACCUGAUAUCAUCAGAUACCGUAUAUGUCAUGGAUUAUUACUACUACAUCUUCAUCAUUUAUAUUCCACCUUUCCUUCAAGGAGCUAAAGGUGGCAUACAAUAUAGGUAAAUAUAUAGUUGCAAAGAAACAUUCAGGAACUUUAAAAUGAGCUCCUGAUUGCUCCUCAGCAAAUAGUGUUCCUGAUUGUUCAUUUCAAAUUGGGUGCCAAAUGUAAGCCCUGCUGGGAUUGGUUCCACUUGGAAGCUUCUAAACAGAGCUUUUGAGUGGAGCAGUUCCCUUCCAAAAGCAUUUCUUGAAGUCAGUGCUAGUCAGUUCAUUGGCACUGACUCAAAGCCCUACUCGGAUCAGCUGAUAUUUUUCUUUGCAGUGUGGCCUGCAAAGGGGGAAUGGGUCACAUGACACCAGGUGGUGUCAACAUAUUAGCUCCACCCACCUGUUAGAGUGGUUUGCCAGAACAACAAAUGUUAUGGGACUUGCAGAACCGAGAAGUGAAAAUGGAUUGACCUGUUAUACUCAUCAUUUAGACAGUAUUGAAAGAUUGUGGACAUUUGUCAGAGAUUGCAGAAUCAACUGAUGAAUUUCUCUGUGUUACUUCUUUCUUGACUACAUAGCUCUUUUUAUAUAGCAGAUGGAAACAUUGCUGGAAUAGCGUUCUUUGGAAUGGCCUUAAAUGCAAACAAUCUGGUAGUUAAAAUUAUGUUCUCUGUUGGACAAGUGCUUGAAGGGUGGUGGUGGUCUGUUUGAGGCACUGUUGGAUGAACGUGAAUAUUUUAUUCUGGGUUCAGAUCUGGUUUGGGGAGCAAAACUGCCUUGGUUGGUUUGCUGAACAAUUUCACUGGGAAAGAGAAAACAAUUGUGACUAGGGGUGCCAUAUGUCCGGAAGUGUAGAUUUCCUUAAAAAUAGCUCAAAAAACUUCAUUUUUUCUUUAGAUUUUGCAAAAAUAGCUCAACAACUUUUGUGUCAGGGUUGCCGUGUUUCAAAAAGUGAAAAUCCAAAUUGUGACUUUUUAAAAAAAUGUAUUCUUAUUAAAGAUUUCUUGGUUUACAAAAGUACGUGCAAUGUCUCUUUUUUGAAGUUACAUUUUCUACAGAUCAGUUUCAUCCUAAUUGUGACUCUUGACUGUGAGGGCAGUUCAAACAGCUUCUUCAACACUAGUUUGUGGGGGAAAUAAUCAGGAAUUGGGUGUGUGGUGCCAACAGUAUACUGAUCACCUUUUCAUUGUUAUCAGAAUUGGGAGAGUCUGUGCAGGUGCUGGACCAAUUCAUAAAUGCAGUAGUGGGUUGGUUGGGUGAGGAAGGAAAUGGUUCUUAUUUACCUUUCUCUCUGUUCACAAUUUGUUCUAUUAAUAGCAGUUUUAAUAAAUGCAGAUGAUUCUCACAGCUAGUAAUAUACUAGUAACUCUCCCCAUCUUCUGAAACCUUAGUUCACAUGUAGUUUUGUCAAGGGAGUUCAGUACAUAUCUUCCUGUAACUCAAAUUGGGUGGUGGAUGUGCAUAGCCAAUGGUAAUAAUAAACUACCGUAUUUAUUUUAUUGUUUUCUACAACCCUCACUCAACCUCUUUGCUUCUGUAAACUUCACUGACGUAGGAUUAUGACUAAUAUAAUCCCAUGUGGGCUAUAGUUGGGAAAGGGUGUGGAGAGUUACAUAUUGUUCAAAGUCAUAUUUGCAAUCCUUUUCUGUACUACUCUACAUAGGAACAUGUAGCUGCCUUAUUCCAAGUCAGAUCAUUGGUCCAUCUAGCUCAGUAUUGCUUACACUUGCUGGUGGUAGCUCUCUAGAAUUUCCCAGCCCUACCUGGAAAUGCUGGAGAUUGAAUUUGGAACCUUCUGCAUGCAAAGCAAAUGUUCUGCCACUGAGCUACAGUGGCCACAAGAGCAUAUUUCUAGGAGAUAUUAGAAUCUAUAUAAUGGAAAUGUUUUUCUAGUGCUAUGUGUAAACCUGCCAUGCAGAAGUUUUAUGUCUGCUUACUUACACAUGCUUACACUAGGAAUUUGUGGUAUUAUACAUUGAUAACUUAAAAGGUAAAAAAUCCAACAAACUAGGUUAUAGCUUAAAAACUUCCUUACUUGCUCACCUGGAAGUUUGUUUGUUUUUUACUUGCCACAGGAGAUCUGAGAAAUGGUGAUUUACAUAAUGUGAAACCUGUCAGGGUUUGCAGGAAUCAGGCGCUGGCUGUUCUUGCUUUAUGGGAAUCAGGUACAGGCCGGCAAGCGCAGUCAGGUGAUGAGAUGCGCUGCAGCUGGGAGCGAGCUCAGGAGGACUAUAUAAGGCCUGCAUUUCCCCCUUGGCCUUUGCCAUACCAGCGCAGUCUUCUGCCAAGGUCCAGGUCCUGCGGUCCAGUUAUGCUGCAUGCUGAUCUCCUCUUGUCCAUGACCUCUGUUGGACUUGUUCCUGACCGCAGACCUGCCAGUUGGACUGCCUCUGCUACCAGCACCACAGCCCAUACCCUUCUUCUGGCGUACUGGCCCUGGACUCUUGCUGCUCACUCCCUGGAUCAUGACAAUUUAUAAGUCUGGUACAAAUGCUAGUUUUUUGCUUAUACGGCUUUCAGAGAAAGUAUCGGAAUUCAUUUUGAAGUUCUGCAGACUCUAACAUCAUCAGUGGUCCAGUUAGCACAUAACGGUCAGGGAUGGACUUUUGUCUUCCAAAUUUCUGUGGCACUUUGUGUGAGGUCAAAAUUCAGUGCCCCCCUGCCUCUUGCCUUCUGUUCUGCUCAAUUCACUACGUCAUAGUUGCGGUGCCCUGUAGCGCCUCCCUAAGCUUGGCGCCCAGUGCCCUAAAUCAACCUCUGUAAUGGUAAGCCAUGGUCUAAAACAAACCAUGACUUGAACCAGCCCUGUGUAGAAUUGAUAGGGUCUGCUGUUGCUCAUGGCACACGCCUCCCCGCAAUUCUAUUCCUGUUUGCCUGCCUGAACCAUCACUUUGAUUUGUGUAUUCCUGGCCAAGAGAUAUGAAUGUUAAAGCAACUCAGAUAAUUAAGUGUUGGCUUACUGGUCAUCUUCUCCAAGUCAGGGGAGGAUAUCUUCUGCUUGCUCACAGAGCUGUUUGACCUUGCUGAUAGUCUUUGAGGUAUUUCAAAGCAUCCCAAAAAGUACCAGAGUCAGAUUAACUGUAAAAAAACUUAUCUGACUGAAGACUAAAAACUACCGUAGCUAAACAAAAGACAAAAAACUAGCCCUGUGCUGGAUCAUGCUCCUUUAUUGUACCUGCCCAUGAUUUCAUUUCUUUUCAGGCAAACCACAAGUAGUAGUCAAGGUUUGUUCUUGGCUUGCCACUUGUGGUUUGUUUAGGGAGAAAUCACAAGCACUGGUUUGCUUGUAAUGCUAAGCUAGUGAUCUGGUUUGUUUCCUCAUGGCACAGGGAGAAAAGGGGUGAACGCAAUAAAGGAGCUCGCAUUAGCGCAUUGCUUGUUCAUAGGAAACCAUGGUUUUGACUUGCCAUUACAUAUAAACCAGGCCGGUGUUGCUUAAGAGUACAGUGGUACCAUGGUGACUUUAUAGACUGAAGAGCUUAAUAGAAAAACCCUCCUUUGGGAAUCAUAUCUGAAAGCAGCAUUUGUUGUUGAUGGAGGGUUAGUGUGUGAUGCUUAGGAGCUCAGGUGUUUGGCAGUGUGGAAAUAUUGUGUUACUCACACUAUACUCUCCAAAUCUCUCUCCAUUGUUCUGGUAUUUCCUCCUCUUGCAAGUAAAAUAGAUUAGCUUACUUAUCUUGCGGCAGUGAGGUUAACAGAACAAUCUCUCUUUGGGAAUGAACAUAGCUCUGCCAAGUGAUGAAUAACAUGGGCAUCACCUGUUAUUAUCUUAAGUUGAGAACAAUAUAGAUCUGGCUUUCAGAGAACAGGUUGAGACUAGACAAGAGUAGCUGUUGGGGUAACUAGCCCUGAGUAUGUGUUGUUAGUGGUGCAUACCUUUCCCCCCCUUCUGGCUGAUCUUUUUCUGUUUAAGAGAACUUGAGAAUAUUGAUGUUUAGAAACAAGGUUUUGAGGGAAUUAAAAUAAAUAUUAUUUUGCUUUAUAUCCCACUUUUUGAGUAGAGUCCUCGAAGUGGCUCACAACAUUUAUAAAACAAAUACAUUUAAAGCCAUACCAUUAAAAGAAAAAGCAGUCCAGUUGGAGCAGAAGCAUGCUGAUAGUUCUGUCUUUGCUUGUCUACCUCUCCCUCCUGGAAUCCUCAUCACAGACAGAAUCCGUCUUGUAUUUGUCAAGACAGCUUGAGUAAGCUGGAUACUGUAACUAUUAAUGUACCAAUUUGCAAGUUUAGCAAAACGCUAUUGUUGUUCAGCAGAAAACUAUCAAAAUAAGGUGAAGCAACUCUUUAUCGUAAUUGGGGCCAGCCAUUUAAAUUGUCACCUUUACAUUCUGUCCCCAUCAGACCAUAAGAUAUCUUGCAUUUCUUGUGGUGAAUAUUUUUGAUAGAAUGGUGCAUCUUUUAUAAGUUACAAAAAAAGUAUUUAAAGUUCUUAAAACUUCUCUAUACAAGACAAUUUUCCUGUAUGGUUUUCUCUUUCCCGUAGGAAACAGCAUGAACAUACCAUCAUGUUUGAUUUUUCUAAAUUUAUUUUUAUUGGCUUUUAUUUGCAAAUUAUAUGAACUUAGUUGCAUAACAACAUAACUUACAACAACAAACAGAGAAAAAUUAAAAUAAAACUAAAUUCUCAAGUUUUGUAAACUGGAUCAUGAGAAAGUGUUGGAGCAGUUACGAUAUGAUGUGCUGUAGCAUAUUACAUUUAGAUUGGUGACCACAGGUAAGCAGUAGUUUAAGCCUUCAGUAAUUUGGUUUUACAUAUUUUAAUUUCCAUCCUUUAAUGUUGACUGCACAUAGUUGAACUAAACAGAAAUAAAGAAGUGAUAGAAAAAAAAGGAAAAGCAGGGAAGAGUAGGAUGACUUAUACAUACCAUCAAAUAUUAUAUACUGCAGGUAAUGCCAUGCCAUAUGCUUCAUUGUUUACAUAAUUAAUAAAAUUGUAUCAAACAGCAUAGAAAUUGUCAGGUUUCUUUUGUCCUUUUGCCACUUUUUGUUUUUGUGUCAUAAGUUAUUAGGGGUUUGAAUGGGUAAUCCCAUCAGUACCUUAUGCCUGUGAGUGCUGGGAUGUUAAUUUUAAGUUCACGUCUGUGUUGUAGCGUUCUUGCACAGAGCUCUUGGUGGAGGUUUAUCACACUGAAUUUUCUAUGACUUUUUCUGUUAUUCUGAACUUUAGAAAUAUGUCAUUUUUAACUACCUUUUGAAAUUCUUGUAGAGAAGGUGAAAACUUCUGCUGAUACUUUUUAGAUGUUUCUUGCUAUUUAACAUUUGUUUGCUGUUACAUUAUGCUGGUUGGUUAAAAAUUUACCUUGAACAUUGGGCUAAAGAAGACCUACAAGAUGUUUUUCCCCAAUUCUAUUUCAGCUUACAGCAACAAAGUGCUUCAGGCUGCCCUUCAUUGUACCUCACUUUAAGCGGCCUCAUUAGAGGAGUGUUGUGCAUGUGUGUUGUUCUGUGCAGCUGGUUUAGAUUAUUUAACUCAGCCAUUGUUUCUCUCCUGGCCUGACUUUGGUAGCAGGGAAAGAAGAACUGGAGAAUACAAUUACUUAUUUUGGAACUCAAAAGAACCAUUUAUUGUUUCUGGAGUAUCCUGAAACAAGUGUAUAAAAUGGACUAAUCAUUCCAGCAGUCCAGAAAUGAGAAUUUGUCAGUCUCAUCUUAAGAGAGAGGAAUUAUAUUGGGGUGUAAAAGGAGUUCUCUGCCAUCUUCUAGGCUUCUCUUAUUACCCUGGUGGCAAGGGAAGAUAUGACAUUGCAGUACAUCCCUCAUUGCCAAGAUAACUUUCAGGUCAGUUAAUGGAACUGAUCAGUGAUUAAUAAAGACACAAUUCUAUUGGUGAAAUCGCUGAGUAAUUUUUUUAGGAACACUACUAUGGGCUAGUCAGUCCUUAAAAGCCUAACAGAAUUAGUGUGAAAGAGGCUCACUUGUCACAUCUAGGUGAAUUUGCAAUAAUAACUUGCCUACAUAGUAUUGUGAUACUGUGUACUGUUUGGGUGGUUCCUGCCUUUUCCAUAGGUCUUUCUUGAAUCUUUACCACUUUUGACUCCUUGCUUUACCUUGAGAACAGCCCAGCUUUUGCAAAAGGCUCUGAGAGUCUUCUAAAUAAAAAUAGUAGUUAUAAGCUGGGAACACAAUGAGGCAGUUAUGUGACUUCUUCACCCAUUGACCCAUGCUUCUGGGUCCCACUCAAUGCACAUUCUCAAAAUGCCAGUUGAUCAAGUGAUUUGGGUGCUGGUUGAGGGUUUUACUUCAGUUUUGUAUCCGAAUCCUGCUAGUAGAAUAUCAACAGAGUUGCAUGAAAAUUGUUUAUAGGGCUUGGAAACCAGAUCAGUAGGUUUCAUAGAAUCAUAGAAUUGGAAGAGACCACAAGGGCCAUCGAGUCCAACCCCCUGCCAAGCAGGAAACACUAUCAGAGCACUCCUGACAUAUGGUUGCCAAGCCUCUGCUUAAAGACCUCCAAAGAAGGAGACUCCACCACACUCCUUGGCAGCAAAUUCCACUGUCGAACAGUUUCAAUCCUAUGCCCUUUUAAAAUGUGGUUUUUGGGGGGGGGGCGGUUAUUGGGUUGCUGUUUUUAUUUUGAUUAUAUAUUUUGUGGUUUUAUAUUCUGAUUUUGUUCUGUGAACUGCCCUGAGAUCUUCAGGUAUAGGACGUUAUAUGAAUUCAAUCAACAAACAAACAAACAGACAAACAAACUUCAUAUGAAAUAGCAGACAGGUUUUCUACUAAGAACAGAAAUCUAUCUAUUCAUAAAUAGAAAUCCACAGCGAAAAGCUAGAUCACCUUCAAUAUAACUUAUUUGUUCUUAUAACUGAAGGCUGUGGUUGGGGAAGAUACCCCCAUGCUAUUUCUGUCUCUGUUAAUAAUGAAAAUGGUAUGAAUUUUACAAAAUAUAUUCCUGUAAUUAUUUUAAGGUGGCUACCAACAGAAUCUAAGUCAGGGUAAAAAUAUUAAUCUUCAUUCUUCCAACUCCUUGUCCAGCACUCUUUCUGCUAAACCACAGUGAUGCAGCUCUUUCUCAUAAGAGUAUGUUGUAGAAGGGAAAUAAGAGUUGAGAACUAAAUAUUGUGAGAAAUAAACAGAAUCAUAUAAUUGUAGAGUUGGAAGGGAGCCUGAGGAUCAUCUAAUUCAAACCCCUGCAAUACAGGAAUAUGCAGCUGUCCCAUAUGGGGAGUGAUCUUGCAACCUUGGCAUUAUCAGCACCACAUUCUAACCAACUGAGCUAGCCCGUGAAUUCUGUAUGUCAAAUGCUGAUGGACGAGAUUGGAUGGAAUUACUGAUCCAAGAAAUAUUUCUGUUUGUAGUGAUGGAAAGUCUUUUAUCGUUCUGAGGGGGGGGAGGAGAGAACCCUUUAAGCCUAAUAUCUCUCACAAAUGCACCAGUUAAAAUUGAAUUAUUCUGUAUUUUUAUAUCUAAAAAGUAAUAGGGAGGGAUUGUAUGUGAGUGAAAGAUAACAAAACUUCACUUCAGCACUUGCUGGAAUGGAGGCAUAAUCACAAUGCUCUAAUAUAGCCUUAUACAGGUGGUUUUACUCAGCUGCCAGGUUGAGCACACACCUUAUUGCUGUCUUUAGAGUGAAGGGAUAUUUUUCUUAAUAAUUUCUACUUUCUUUGAUACAGAAUUCUUAAAGAGCUAUUACAUGAUUUGUAAACUGUUUAUGGUUCCACAUGUUCAUUCCCUGUCACUUCCUUUUGGUUUAUCUAACAAACUGAAGACAGAGUAACAAUCAUGGACUCCUGAAGGCAUUUUUGGCUGGUGGGAUUUCCAUUUGCUGGGCAAGGCUCUUCCAACUGAUUGUAUCUAGUUUGGCUUGGAUAGUGACAAUGUCUGAAUAGGCAUGAAUAGAGCCAUUCAAGUUGAUGGACAAGAGCUGAAAGCUGCACACAAAAGCCACUGGGCAGUCACUAGAACUAGCAGCUUCAGCAUUAGGCCUUAGCAAGGCAAGGAUGAUAAACAACAAAGAACAGUGAACAAGCUUUACUGGGGCUUUGAGUUGAUGCCAUUUCCCCACACCCAGAAAAGGCAAUGGACAUGGCAGGUAGCUGAUGAUGUAAUCAGUUGUGGAUGCAGAAGCUGAGAGGUGUGUGUUUGUGUUUGUGUGUGCUCGCACAGGACGCGGAGGGGGACAGAAUGGGCAAACUUGAUGUCUUGUAAAGUGGCUGAUAAUAUUUAAUAAAAGCAGCUGCCAGUAGCAUUCUGUGGCUAAUGCUGAUUAGUGUUUGCCUGACAUAUCACUAAAAAGUGAUUUAAAAGAGAUUUGAUUUUUGAUGAGAGAUGAUUCUCACAUGCCUGAAAGUCUAAAUGUGGACUUGUCUGAGUGUACAAAUAACUCUAAAAUUUGUACCCUCUCACAAGGGUACACAGUUUAAGUAUGAUAGUAUAUAGUUGCUUGUUUUGCUGUCUGGCUGUCUCACCAUCUGACAUUCCUUAAUCUGUUUUCUGUAGUUUGCAGGAAUGAAGCUAUUUAUAAUCUGCCUCCCUGAGGAAAGGGAGUUGAAGUCUCUCUCCGCCCCCCCCCGCCAUAAUAUUUUACUGAGUUUUCAGAACGUAAUUAUGCUGUAACAAUUUAUUCAAGAUAGAAGAUCGCUUGUUCUUACUUGUCAAGCAUGUUACUACAGAAAGGAACAAAAUUCUUCAUUGGACAUGCAAAAUUGACACUGUUGCCCAGUUCAUACAAGAAUAAUCCAUGUGUCUGGAUGCUUCCAUCUCCUCAUUCCUUCCCUUCCUUGCUUGUACAUCCAGCUUUGGUUGAGAUUUCCUAAGCUAUACUUUCUUGUAAAAGCCAAAUUGAGAAACUGUUGUUUAAAUUUCCCUCCAAAUCAGAAUUUGAUUGUUUGGAUGUCAUUAGAAACUGCAGUUUAACUUUGAUUAGUUUUUUUCUUGAAACAUAAAAUGCUUUUUGCGCUGCCCGGGAAUUGAACCCAGGUCCCAAGAAUGGGAAUCUUGCAUGAUACCACUACACCAGCAGCGCUGAUGGAAACUGCAGUUUAAAAAGUCAGGACAUCUUUGCCAAAACCAGGCACAGAAGCAGAGAAGAGAAGGGACAGAGCAAAUGGAGAUCCAACAAGCACAUGACUUGCUCCUAAUAAAACUCUUUUUUUAGGCCAAGGCUGCUGCAGCUGAAGCAGGUGUUUGUGCCCUUAUUACUUUGUUGUUCUUGUUCUAUAUAUUUAUCUGAAUUACAUUAGUUUGCCAUUCACAAUGUGUGAGGAGGGAAAAGAAAACCACACUAUAUGCCUGUAUUUCAGCCUGAUGUUCAACCUGGUAUGUUUGCACAUACAGUGGUACCUUGUUUUACAUACGCUUCAGGUUACAGACUCCACUAACCCAGAAAUAGUACCUCGGGUUAAGAACUCUGCUUCAGGAUAAGAACAGAAAUUGUGCUCCGGCAACGCGACAGCAGCAGGAGGCCCCAUUGGCUAAAUUGGUGCUUCAGGUUAAGAACAAACCUCUGGAACGAAUUAAGUACUUAACCCAAGGUACCACUGUACUAUAGUUCAGAGUUGCUGAACAUUUUUCAGCGGACAGUGGCAAUAGUAGGUGGACCAACAGAUGUAACUUUUGUACAAUAAACUACAUUACAACUAUGCAAAAGUCAAGUACCCCACUGUGUGUGUGUGUGUGUGUGUGUGUGUGUGUUUGUGUGUGUGAAGCAAGAAGUGUUCAAAAAUGCAUUCCACUGAGCAAAAGGCACGCAAUGAAGGUGUAGAGUGAGGGCGAGUAAGAGAUGUGGUCUAUGGAAAGUCCACAGAGAUGCCUGGAGGGCUGCAUUUGGCCCUCUAGAUUUGAUGUUUCCCAACCCUGCCAUAGUUUCCAUAAGUAUGCAGAAGAAAACUAUUUUAGUCCUCCCCUAGUGCUGAUGAGAGCAACAAACAGCAAUCCCUGGUUUGAACACAAUACUAAGCUAUGUUUGGGGUUUGCUGAUCCUGUUAAUUCUGGGAUAGGAGCAAACUAGGAGUGAUCUCCAUGUUUAUUGUUGUUGUUUAGUCGUUUAGUCGUGUUGGACUCUUUGUGACCCCAUGGACCAGAGCACGCCAGGCACUUCUGUCUUCCACUGCCUCUCGCAUGCCUCCCGCAUGCCUCCUCCAUGUUUAUGGAAAGCCAUUAAUUAUAGGUUGGUUACUGACGUGAGAUGUACAAACUGGGCAAUAGGUGAACUCAGGUAGACAUUCUUGAAGGAGUUCAUAUAUUAGUUCCUUGUUAUCAAGGGCUAUGUAAUAGUAGAAAAUUAACAUUUGAAAUUUAAUGCUCUGAGUAAAUGUUUGAGUUUUACCUUUUCUUUUUUAACUGAAAAACUUGCAUGUAUCGGCCAAUGUAACCUUGCAUGUAACCUUCAGUAAUUCUGCAACAGAAGCACCUUUCAAGCUUCUGUAGAACCUGUUGGUCCUUAAAACCUAUUUCUCUGCCUAGACUGAUGGAAUGCAAGGCUUUUCUUCAAAGAAAUAUGAAACGGGUGCUUGAACAUGUAGGUGGGUGCUUGAAAAAAAAUGUAGGUUUCAUACUAACAGUUAUUUCACAUUUUUUCUCAUACUCUGUACUAUUACUUCAGCAAAUGUUUAAAUGUCUGGAUUUCCCUGAAACACGGGAACACAGUUCCGAUCAUUUUCUGAUUGCUACAACCCUAUUUAUGUAGGGAAGCACAGCAACUUGCAAUUUACAUGUGUAUGUAUAUCUGAAGUAAAUUAUGGAUUAGCUGCCUUGCGUCUGCUGCAUGCCUGUGAGUCCUUUUAGCUUUUAGAUGGUAAACAGAUUCUCUAAAUCUACAGAACUGCCUGCAAGCCAAAGGAAAUUGUUGAUGUAAAUUCUUGAGGAAGCAGGAGCAAAGGAUUAUUUCACUAUAUGACAAGAUACCAUUGUCUCGUUUUUUCCUUGAGAUAGGAUCACACUGGAGCAGCUUCCCUGUCACCAGAGAGGAGUUUUACCAAAUACAGUGGUACCUCGGAUUACAUACGCUUCAGGUUACAUACGCUUCAGGUUACAUACGCUUCAGGUUACACACUCCGCUAACCCAGAAAUAGUACCUCGGGUUAAGAACUUUGCUUCAGGAUGAGAAUAGAAAUCGUGCUUUGGUGGUGCGGCAGCAGCGGGAGGCCCCAUUAGCUAAAGUGGUGCUUCAGGUUAAAAACAGUUUCAGGUUAAGAACGGACCUCCGGAAUGAAUUAAGUACUUAACCCGAGGUACCACUGUACGUUGUAAGUUAGCAGCUAUGAGCCCCAGUCUCAAGGUUGAUGCUUGUUUGGAGACCUUGAACAUUCUUGCAUUCUUGCCUAUUCUCUUUUCCUGCCCCAAUCUGUACCUCCAAGUGUAGCAUUUUCAGUUUGGGUGUAAUUUAAAAAUAAAGUACUAUGAAAGAGAAAGAAGAGUGAGGGGGCAGAGGAGGCUUCAAACUAGGAAAAUAGCAAGUACAAGAAAGGAAGAACAGCAGAGCAUAGAUUGACCCUGGACCCAGACUGCUUCCUUAUCAAUUAGGAGUUUCCUUUCACAUCACACACAAGCAGUGAAUUUCUUUCUAAUCAUAGCUGAGCCUUUCCCAUUGUGUUUUGGCAAAGAGAGACAGUGGAUUGUGAAUGGCUAUGGAUUUCUUAUGCACCUGAUUGUGAGAGACCAAUGAGACUUACCUACUUAAUUCAUUUUUUAUUUUGCUAAUUGGUCAGUCUUAAAGUAGUUUAGAUCUCCCAAAAUGUAAUAUUGUGCAAAUUCAAGAUUGAGUGUCACACAACUUUCCCCCAAAAUUACUUUAGAACAUUGGAUGAGCUGUAGCUUAUAUUUUAGACUAUGUGUGAGAUCAGCUUUUUCUGGGCUAAGGGUCAUAACCCUCCAAGAGCUGAAUGUAAAAGUGGGUGUGGCUGGAGUGUAAAAGUAAGUAUGGCCAAUAUUAAUCUUUUGAAUCACAGUGGGAUUCCUAUGAGAGCAGUACGUUUUUUUAAAAAGUAAAAAUUUGGGGGUCAGGGAGCAAGCUAUAGAAAGCCUCUUGAGAAGCCUCUUAUAUAUCUAUAUCCAGCAGUUAUCUUUUAUAUUUUCAGAAAGAGAAACAGUCUUUUGUUUGCUUUGAGUGCAAAAUAGAUUAUAUAUUGCACUAUGGAGGUAUGCAACCUAUUAAGGACAGGGUUACAUUCCUUCUAAAGAACCAAGUAUGCAGUUUGGGGAUUCUCCUGGAUCUUGCCCAGGGGUCAGCAACCUUUUUCAGUCAUGGACCGGUCCACCGUCCCUCAGACCAUGUGGGGGGCCGGACUAUAUAUUUUUUUGGGGGGGAUUAACAAAUCCCUAUGCCCCACAAAUAACCCAGAGAUGCAUUUUAAAUAAAAACACACAUUCUACUCAUGUAAAAACAUCCUGAUUCCCGGACGAUCCACAGGCCGGAUUGAGAAGGUGAUUGGGCUGCAUCCGGCCCAUAGUCCUUAGGUUGCCUACCCCUGGCCUAAGCCAAUACCACUCACAUUCUGCAACCAAUAAAGUUGUGGCCUUUUUUUUGCCCAUUAACCUAAAAUACUGUUUCAUGUGUCUUUAUUCCACUUCCUACCCCUGAUCUUGCCCAUCUCUGGAUGCACAGGUGCCAGAGCUUUGACUUCAAACCAUGGAUUGUGAAGUUGUCUUGUUUCAAUGAACCGUAGCUAAGAUCAAACUCAUUUUAGGGUUGGGGUGCCCUGAUAAAAUGAAGACAAUCUGAAAUGGAAGUGGAAGCUUAUGGUUUUCAUUAUUAUGGCCAUGCUGGGAUGUGGAAAGAGAAGAACAUGAAUACCUAAGGCUGCUUGUGGCUUAUCCUCAUAAUGCUUAAACUUGAUUUAAUGCACAGACACAGCCUAUUGGAUAUGUGGUGAAUAAAGAAGAAAUAGACUGUAGUAUAUGAACUUUAGAGGCCUCUAAACAGACUCUGAAAGAGCCUGGGAAAAUCCAGUAGCUUUUCUGGAUUUGUGGUCACUUUUCUCCCACAGUGUUCUUCCAUUAGGUUGGAAUCAGUCAUUUUAUAAGUGGAAGAGGCUUUUGUUAGUGGAAGGGUACUUGGUCUUAUUUAUUUACAUUACUAUUUGUACCCCACACCUUCAGUCAAAAAUGAAUAAAUCCCAGGAAUAAUAACAAUGCAAUAGUCAAAUAAUAAUAGUUAAAUAGCAAAUGAAGACAUUUAAUAGGAUCAUCAGUUUCAGUAAAUUUUUUCUUGUCCAGUUUUUCUUUUUUUUAAAAGAUAUUUAUUAAAAUUUUCAAGAUAUUACAAAAUGAAAAAAGAAAAAAGAAAAAUACAAAAUAAAAGUAGUUAAAAACAACUCAAUCUUUCCGUUACUUAUCUUUCAUUAGCUUGUUUGAUUAGCAAAUCCUUCCCCUCUUUGUUUAUCCUAGUCUUUAAUCUUAAAAUAUUGUAACAUUAAAUUUUUACCUAUUAGUAAUCCAUUUUUCAUAUUCCCUUAUAGUAUUACAGCUAAAAAAUACUUAAUUUCUAUCCAACAUCAUUCUAACAUUCAUUAAUUUUGCAAUAUUUCUGUAAAUAGUCUUUAAACUUUUUCCAAUCUUCUUCCACCGACUCUUCUCCCUGGUCUCGGAUUCUGCCAGUCAUUUCCGCCAAUUCCAUAUAGUCCAUCACCUUCAUCUGCCAUUCUUCCAGUUUUUCUUGUCACCCUGAUAGUAUUAAAACAAAUGUGUAGAGUUAAUGAACACAUUUUACCAUUUAAAUAUUUCAGUGAAGUUCAUUAUUGGAUUACAAUUGGACAUAAACACAUAGCAGCACAAUUAGUUCCAUAGAAGUUAGUGGAACUACGCAGAUAUUUUUGGGACCACUUGUGAUAUUUUGAAUGUGAUCUGUGAUUUCUUUUUUGUUCUGAGGUUAGGGAUUUAUGUACUGUACAUGUUUUCAAACUUCAUAACAGUUCUAGUAAGUAAAUUAAUUCACCUACCAGCUUUCUAAAAUGACAUUACCGUUUGUUUUUGUUUUUUUUAAAAAAAACCUAUACUAUAGUAGUCUUAAAGGUGUUUUUCUCUGUGUGCCUAGACUCAACUUGCCUAUUCUAUAAAUAUGUCAGCUCUUUUAAUGACUCAGUUAUAUGGUGUAAAAAGUUAUGUUUGGAAUGUACUUAGUAGUGUGAGGUUGAGAGCUGUUUUAAGUGCCCAAAGCUGACAUUCUGAUAAAUUGAGGCCCUGAUAAUUUGAGGCAAUUAAAAUAUUCUAUUGAGCCAAAUUUUAUAUCUGUGCAAUCUGCUAUCUCUACAAGUUAAAGUCUGCUUCACCUGGACACAGUGGCAUAAUUUCCUCAUUGCAUUCAGUGUAACAGUUACAUUAUUGAUGUUGUAAAACAGUCAUUUGCUAGUCAUUUUUGUUUAAAUGGUUGCCACUGUAGCAAGAGCUGUCUUGACAGUAGAGCACUGCUUGGUGGGUUGAUAGGCUUUGUUUCAGGAGAGGUAUUGUAGCAGAGACUGGACAACCAUAUGUGAGGGAUGCUGUACGUGCAUCUUCCACUGAAAAAGGUAGUUGGACUAGAGGACCUCUGUGAUACUGUCAGCUGUGAUUCUUCAAAAUAUUUGGUUACUUUAUAUUGGUGCCUAUUUUUUGUAUAGACUGUAUAAAAUGUGGAUUUCACAUCUAUGUAAAUAGUUUUAUUGCUAGAGAAUAUGCAACUAUGUGAAAUGAUAGACAAACUCUCAAUGAAAGAAAAUAUAAAAUACAUGUCCCACUUAAUCCAGUUUGCAAGUGUCAUUAGUGUAAGUUACCUGAUACUCAGGAAGCAGAGACAAUAUAUUCAGCAAAAGCCUUGCAUUUAAGGUGCAGAUGUUGUUGUUUUUGAAAUGCAAAUUGCAUCACCUUGGGGGGGGGGCCCUUGGCUGAUAAUUCACUGGAUCAGAAGAGUCAUGGAGAUGGAAAGCAGGCUUGGAUAGGAAAUUUAACUCUUACUUUGUCUUAUGAGACCUAACUUUCUGGCCAAGCUACACAUUAGUGCAAGUUUCCUUCCAAUGCAAAUACUAGCUUCAGAAUAGGGUUUUCAAUCUUUUCAGAAGAUUUUCAGUCUUGAUAUAAGAAUGAUAUGUAAUGGAGAUUUUUUUUAAAAAAAGCAAUCAAUGUUUGUUUAUUUGGAGCCAUUUAUGUUUUGCUUUAUUUAUAUUCUGUUCCAUAGUUCAUUUUAUUGGCAUUUCUGUUGGUAAGGUACAUGUUGUCUGAAUUUUAAUUUGCUUUUAAUGUGAUUAUUUAAAACAUAAUAUUGGUAUAUUAAAAUGGUAAAUACUUUGACUGUCCCUUUCCACUGCUUUAUUGAAAUCAUGAGAGAGUGUAUAGCUUUAUGAGCAAAGCUUGGACAAAUCUUUGUACUAUGAUUUUAUAUUGUUUUCUUUAUUAUACCCCUGAUGAAAAACAACUGUUAAAAAUGCAUUGGGCUUUCAAUAAAUAAACCUUUCUCCUGUCCUCCUGAAGGCUUCUCCUAUCCUUUCUUUCCCUGCGGUUGUUGCCUCCUCUCUUUUUUCUUUGGCCCCCCCAUCAUCAGGUGUAUAAGAAAUUCAUAGAUAUUCAGCCUCCAUCAUUUGGGUUUGCCAACCUCAUUGGAGACAAUGGCCUCGGCUAGAAUUAGAAAGGAAUUCAUUGCUUCUGACUGAUAGGAAAAGAAUAUCCUGAUGUUUAAGAAAGUAGUCUAAGGUCAAUAUCUAGCUCUGCCAUUAAAUCUGAUACUGGAGAACAGAGGCCAUAAUUGUGACUGCUCACAAUAACCCUCUUUCUGGCCUCCUUCUGUUCGCCUCAUUCAUAUACUCUAUGCUGUUCUUCAUUUCACAGGCCCAAUACCUCCUCUGCCCCCUCCCCCCAGCCUCAAUGUAUCUGGCUUCAAGUUUUGUCCCUUGAAUCCCAUUCACAUGCACCAUCUUCCUGCUUUGUCAGGAAGGAGAGUAUGGAAUGAAACAAUCACAUGUAUAAGGCUAAUAAUGUAAUUUUUUUUCUACCCAGUUGUGGUUAACUGCACAGCUGCUGAGUGGGAAAGACCCACUUCAUUGACACUGCCCACAUGAUUGCUACCCCACCCCAGAAAGCAUUCCCCCCCAUACGUGUCAUGUAUUAAUGGUGUGUUAAAAGUGUCUCUGGGUUCCCCAACCCCAAGUUUCUUUCUCACUUUGCCCAUCCACCAAAAGAAGUUCCCCUUUUAAUACAAAAAGUUGUCUUAAGGAAGUCAUUUAAAGAGCUGUGUUAACUACAACACCCAACGUCUUGUUUUCCCCCCAAAACUAUGACAAAAUUUUGAGCUGUUUUUUCUGCUUCAAGUCUCUGGUUUUGUGCCACAACAAACAAGUGUGUAGAGACAGAUCAAAUUGAGGCUUGUAAUUAAUGCAAUCCCCCAAAACAACAUUGUCAAAUUGCCUCCAAAUCUGUGCUCACGUUUUGUGCUAGUUUUGAGCCACAACCCGCAGGUUUCUGACAGCACUCACAACCAUGCAACAGACAAAGCUUGCGCUGCCUCCAAAACCCCCAACCUUGUCAUAUCUUCCAAACCUUUGGACGUUUUGUGCUGCAAAUAUUGGGUAUAUGGUGGUAUUAAAGGUAAAGGGACCCCUGACCAUUAGGUCCACUCGUGUCCGACUCUGGGGUUGCGGUGCUCAUCUCGCUUUAUUGGCCAAGGGAGCUGGCAUACAGCUUCCGGGUCAUGUGGCCAGCAUGACUAAGCCGCUUCUGGUGAACCAGAGCAGUGCAUGGAAACGCCAUUUACCUUCCCGCCGGAGCGGUACCUAUUUAUCUACUUGCACUUUGACGUGCUUUCGAACUGCUAGGUUGGCAGGAGCAGGGACUGAGCAACGGGACCGAGCAACAGGAACUCACCGCCGACCUUCUGAUCAGCAAGUCCUAGGCUCUGUGGUUUAACCCAUAAAUCAAUGAUUCCGAAACACCUCCGGCUUUGUUCCGUAAAUUCCUCUCCAGUGCCCCCUUACACUAUAAAAAGGAUUAUUCAGAAUAGCAGUUUGCACGAUCCGCCAAGGAAGAUAAUAAAACAAUAAAAUUCAAAACAGUUACAAUUAAUUGCACAUUUAUCAAAUUAAAACUAUUUAGCUUAAUUAAGUCAACAAAAAUUAUGAACUUGAUCUGGUGAUACCAGCUUUUCAAAGGGAUAGCCAUUUACACUUCCAGUGAUCCCUGCCACUUCCUUGCCUCUUAGCACCACCCAAGUUAAUCCUGAUGCCCCUCAGGGGCUGGUACCACCCACUUUGAGAAUUAUUGAGUUAAGCGAACAGAGGAGUAGCAAACGGUUAGCUUUUAUAUUAUUUAUAUUAAUUAUUAUUAUUAUUAUUAUUAGCAGGAGGAGGAGCAUUAUAUCACCAUCAAUUUUACUUUUACGGCCAGGGAGGAGGAAAUUUGUGGUAUUAUUUAAUGGUGCUUAUUGGAAGCACUCAUUGCUUUGCGGGUGUUAGUGUUUUGAUAAUACUUUACUACCUGAUAACACCUUAAGGGCAGCUUUUUAGUUGUUGGUUGCAGAAUUAGUGAAAUUUUAAGUAUCUAGCUGAGAGACUGGCAGGACAUGCUGACUAAGUGCAAACUAUUGAAUGACUAAAGACUAAAGUUCAUUUGGAAUUAGGUGGUGUUUAGGACCUUUGUAUUAAUGGACUAGCUUGAGCUAUAAAGGGCUUGACUAUAGGCAGAUACUUGCAUAUGCUGUGAUUUCACAGGAACAGGAAAAAAUGCAGAAUGUGAUACUGGGUCCAGAGUUUACCUUUUGGAGCAUCAAUUGUUCUUUUUUCAACUGCUUUUAAUGUUUUUUAAAGAAAAUACUGUUUUUUUAAAAAAAUGUCUUAACAUGUUGAUGUUUGCUGCCCUCUGCUCCUUUGAGAGGAAGGGUAGGAUAGAAAUUUAAUUAUUAUAAUUAAAAGAACCUCAUAAAUGUAAUUAUUAUAAUUAAAAGAACCUCAUAAAUUUAUACACCGCUUGUAGAAAACCUCAAAGCAGUUUACAAAAAGAAUAAAACAGUAAGAUCAUUAGUUGGAACAAUUAAAACAUUCAUAUAAAAUUAAAACUAGCAAUACAUCAGCAUUCUAAAUAUCUGAGUAGGCUUGUCCAAACAACAGUGUUUUCAGGAGGCGCCAAAGAGUGCAAUGAAGGUGCCUCCCUGUAGCGGCGGAGCAAGUCGAUCGGGCGCCUGGGGCUGCGCACAGGGCCAGCCGCCCACGGGGAUGGGGCCAGCUGAGGCAGGACACUCCGCGGGGCGUCCGAGGAGUCUGCCUGCCUCCUCCCACUCAGCCGCCCUACAGCUAAGGGGGAGGCAGCGGGUGGACCGUUUGGGGCAUCAUGGAGCCUGCGGGUGCCCAAGUUACCACGUCACUCCCAGGAGAGACAUGUGGCUCGGGCACACUGCAGGCUCCAUGGUGAGUGCCGCCUGGUGUUUUGUCACCCCCUCUCAGUGGUGACACCCGGGGCUGCCUGCCCCCACCGAAGCCCCCUUCAUCCGCCUCUGCCUCCCGGAUGUCAGUAGACAGGGAGUUCCAAAGUGUUGGUGCCACCACACUAAAACAUUGACUUUUUAUAAAUGCAAAACGGAUAUUUUGUGGCACUUGUAACAGUGUCAGUUCUGUAGAUUGACGCGCUCAAGAGGGUAUUUAUGGAUGAGGUAAGGUGAUCUUGCAGGUAGACUGGAAAGGGGUUACAGAAUAAGAUCUCCAGUGUCUGGGAAUGUGGCUUCAGUGUGCUACAUAUUCUUACAGCUUCUCAUGACUAGCAAAAUCAGAAGAAAUGUGCAAAAUGAAUCAAGAAAUUAGUAAGAAAUUGCUUGCAUAAAUUGCUACAAAAUUCUGAUUUCUUGGGUCAGAAAUCGGAUUUCUAGAUUCAGAUUUUUUUUUUAAAAAAAAGCCCUGGUUUUUUUUAGAGCCCUGGUUGUAUCCAUUGAUUGAAGGAUUAGCACAAUUGAAUAGUUUUUGAAGAGGCUAUAGGAGCAUUCUUUACAGCAGGGACUAGUUACAUUAUGUUACUUGAGAAUCGAAAACAUAACUAAGUUUCCUUUCCGCCAUGCUGAUAAGUAUUCGAUCAUCGCCACAUGUUGUAGCUGAUGACUUCAGGCUUAGAAAACCUUGUCUCCUUAUAUGAAGCUCUUGUGCUUCAGUCCUUGACAUUUUACAGAGAAAAUCAGUCUUACUGAUUAACAAUAUACCACACAUUUAGACAGCUGUAGCUAAACAUCUGGAUGAGAUUAUUUGGUUUGGGAAGGAGGGGGGGGACUGGGGCAGUGAUUUAUAGAAUGUUUCUUUGGCUGUAAAUCCCAGCUGUAAUUGGGACUUCUCGGUCCUUAAUUGUUUGCAGCAAAGAGUGAAACUCAAUGGUUCCCAAUUCAUAGCAGGGUCCAGAAACCCAGCCGGUAGGGAGCAGGCUCAGGCUUGUUGCUAGGUUACUGUUGCCUUUUGUUUUGGUCCCAGCUCAAUCGUGUAUUUAAGGCCAUGUAUACAUUUCUCUGCAUUGUUAAUGUAAUUUGUUCAGGCAGUAAACCGCCAAGUGCAGUUGAAGGAAUCUGAUAUUCAGAAACACCAGAGGCCAGGUUUUUGUGGGCAGGUUGUGGUUUGAGGCCUAGAAAAGGAUGAAAGAUUUGAGGUAGGUCAUUGUGAUCAUAUGCUGUAUAUAUCAGCAAGCAGGCCUCCAUACAUUGUGAUGGUGUCUCAGUUAUUGUGAAACUCUGCAAAAUGGUUUGGCAACCUUGAUGUAUUGUUUUGGCCUUGGAAGGAUUUCAGACCUGCUCUAGGGGCUAUAAUACAGGCUUUUCUUACUAGGAGAGAAAAUAUUUUCUCUGUAUUAAAAAGGGUGGAACUUCAAUAGAAGUCCCGCACUGAUUCUUACAAAUGCUGAAGUUGUACAAAAAAAUCUUGGAAAUUCUGGUCUGGUCUGAGCUGUUUCUUUCUUAGUGCAAAAACACUUGGAAUAUUCCUUAGAAUAUUCAAAAGUUUUUAAAAUAGAAUUGUAGGCUCUGAAGGGAAGUUAUCAAGCACAACCCACUUCUUAGUGCAGGAAUGCAUAGGGCUAUCCACCCUCUGUUUAAGUACCUAUAGCAAUGUUUUCUUUUAAUUUAUAAAUGAACAUGCUGCUUCUUACUUAGGGAGUCCCCAGAGUAUUAAAAAACAAUUAUCUUGUUUUUAGAUUGCACCAUUUUGAUAGGCACAGGAUCAUCCAAAUUUGCAUUUUUAGGUAAUAAUUGUGCUAUCUAGAUGCUCUUAAUCAGAUUGAUCAAGUUUUCCUCUGUGGGAAGGAAAGCACAGAGAGUUAGUCCAGUAAAAAUAAUGUUAAAUUUAAAUAAAAUUGCAGAAGAAAAUGUUUUAAAAUGUAUUAAAAGUUAUAAUAUACAGCUUGAUGCAUUCACCUGAGUUAUUUUGGAAAUAAUUGAAAAGUAAGACAUGGCAUUGGCCUGGCUUGUGCUUUACUUUUAUGUCACAGUUAAACUAAAUUGUGAUUUGAACAUGAUUGUUCAGUGUGCUCCAUAAAAUUAUACAGUGGUACCUCUGGUUACAAAUGCCCCGGCUUACAUUUUUUUUUGGGUUACGAACGUUUUUAACCUGGAAGUGAGUGUUCCGAGCUCUUGGAGGCCUCGCCGCUGACCGGAGCCAAACCCGGACAUCCGCAGGGUCUACAGAGGCUCCGCAACUGGGCUCCAGCAGCAGGAGCACUCCAAGGCCUCUGCAAAUGCCGGAAGCCAGGCCCCGACAUCCGCAGGAUGCCCAGCAGGUCGCGUCCAAGCCCCAAAGUUAGGUAAGGAACACUUACCUAAUGAAGACCAAGAGCAGUGAAGUUGUUAAGAAAACAAAGAUGAGCCUGGGCCGAAAAGCCCUUUACCAACCCUUGCCCCUCCCCCAGCUGUAGCAAGAUGGGUGGCACCUAGCCAGGUAGGUCCACCUCCCCUUUGGGAGGGUGUGUGUGGAAAAUUUUGGGAUUCUGCAAGGGAUUUGUUUAUGUGAGUCUGCCCUGUGUCUUUGCCUCUGCUUUGCUUCUUCGUUUGGGGGACUUCUGGGGGACUGUGCCUUCUGCCAUUGUUUUUGGGGUCCUGUGGAGCCCAGUUCAGCUACUGGUUGACUGUGUGACUGCAGAAAUGGAUAAAAGCCCCCCAUCCAAACAAUGACUAUCAUCAGUGCAUGUAAGAAAUAAAAUAAAUGUUAAUUUUUUUCAUCUACAAUACUGUGUUAUUUAUUUUAUAGUAAAGUACAUUGUUUAUUGCCUUCAUUUUAUGGAUCAAUGGUCUCGUUAGACAGUAAAAUUCAUGUUAAAUUGCAGUUUUAGGGGUAUUUUUCAUCAUCUGGAAUGGAUCAAUCCACUUUUCCAUUACUUUCAAUGGGAAAGUACGCGUCAGGUUAAGAACGGACUUCUGGAACCAAUUAAGUACUUAACCUGAGGUACCACUAUACAUGGUGUGGUGAAAGCAGAUAGAGAGAAGCUUUUCUCCCUCUCAGUCAUCAGUGAAGCUGAAUGUGAAAAGGUUCAGAACAGACAAAAGUACUUUUUCACAGUGCGUGGUUAAAUCAUAGAGUUCCCUAUCACAAGAUGUAGCAUUGGCUACCAAUGUGGAUAGUUUUAGAUGGGGCUUAGACAAAUUAAUGGAGGAUGAGGCUAUCAGUGACUACUAGUUACUAUGGCUGUGAGCUACCUGCAGUAGGAUGCCUCAGUAUACCAGUUGUUGAUGUACAUCAGAUGGGACAGUGCUGUUGUGCUCAAGACCUGUGUGCUAGCUUCCCAUUGGCAUUUGGUUGACUGCUAUGAGAACAGGAUACUGAAGUAGAGGGCCUUUUGUCUGAUCCAACAGGGCUUAUGUUCUUAGAACAGGCUGCAAGGGAGUCCAUUUUGUUAGCAUCUUUACAAUGAUAACAACACAUUGAUAAUUGGAUAGAUCUGUCAAUUUCUGCUAGAAUAAUAGCCCUUUUAGAUUUGGUUAUUAGUGCAAUAGAUUGUGGGUCUACUAUGGAGUAUCUUUCUUUUUGAAAAACAUUUUACAGGGUUAUAUGUUUUAUUCUUUCAGAUGGAUUCACAUAUGGCUGGAAAACCAUGUUCAAAUAGUGCUCAUCACUGGUUUCUCAUUAAACAGGAGAGGUGGUUUUUUUUAAUUGGGGUGAUUCAGGACUCUCUAUUAGCAGUUUAGACCAAGAGUGGGAAAACUUUUUUCGGCCCAGGAGGCCACAUUCCUUCAUAGGGACCCUUCCAGGAACUAUAUACCUAUGGAGAGUGGGUCCAGAGGCAAAAGUGGGUGGAGAAAUGGAAGAUAUGCUUAUCUUUGUAAAGUAGGCCACAUUCCAGCUACACAAAAGUCAGAUUUCUCCAUUCUCCACCCAGACAAACAAGAGGCAUUAUAAUUCACCCAUUUAAGCUACUGAAGGAGGUUGUGGAACAGAGCUGGCGAGGGGUGUGGCCUAGGGAGAGUUCCAAGGGUCAGUUAGAUUUUGUUCCUGGGCCUGUGGUUCCCCACCACAGGUUAGAUCAGAGCACAAAGGGAAUCCUUAGCACAUUUUCAAAUAACACAAAACUAGGAGGGAUAGCUAGAAGUAAGUAGAAGUAAGGAAUAUUAGAAGUAAGUAAUAACAUUUAAAAUGAACUUGAUAGAAUGGACUACUGUGCGGAAACUAAUAAAACAGAAUUCAGCUGAGAUAAGUGUGAAGUUCUGCAUUUUAGUGCAGGUGGCAGGGGGAAGCACUGCUAUAAGAUGGAGAAUACCUGGGUUAUUAUAUUUUUUUGCUAUGCCUAAUAAAGGAUAGCUAUUAUUAUAUUUAUAUUUAUACCCUGCCAUUUCCUCUGACCAGACUAAAUGCAGCUUACAGAUAAAAACAAGAAUCUCUAAAAACAUAGAAAAACUAUAACUAAAACAAUUAAACAUUAAUAGAAUAAAAACUAUAUACAUAUGUAAUGUCUGUUUAGUCUGUUUAGGUGUAAAGGUUUUUUGGGAUUCUAGUUGAUCAUAAGCUGAGUAUGAUUCAGUAGUGCGAUGUGGCUGAAAAAAAGGCUAAUGCAACAACAGCAACAACAAUUUAUUAAUACCCCGCCCAUCUGGCUGGGUUUCCUCAACCACUCUAGGCGGCUUAUAGCAUAUAUAAAAACAUAAUUUUAGGCUAAAGGCUGCCUUCAUAGAACCACAUUUUUCAUGCCAUGAGAUGCAACCUUUCCAUUUCAUUCUGCACUACUUAAACCUAAUGUGGAAUACUGUCGAAACAAAAUAAAAAAAUUCCUUCCAGUAGCACCUUGGAGACCAACUAAGUUUGUUACUGGUAUGAGCUUUUGUGUGCGUGCAAACUUCUUCAGAUACACUGAAACAGAAGUCACCAGACCCUUAUACUGUGUUUUGUUUUGGGUGCUGUGCUUUAAGAAUGUAAAUUUGGAAAGGGUUUAGGUGGGGAAGGCAACGGUGGUCAGCAAUAUUGAAAACAAAUCUUAUUAAAAAAUGAUUAAAAGAGCUAGAUAUGUAUGGUUAGUCUGAAUAAGGAAAUACAGAUGUGAGAUGUGGUGGCAUUCUUCAGAUACAAAAAGAGCUGUCACAUAAAGAAGGCAAAGACUUGUUUCUCUGCUGUUCCAGGGGACAGGGCUUGAUCUAAUGGGCUUUAGGGAGAAAUGUCUUCAUGGUAAAAGCAGCACAGCAAUGAAAUCAAUUAGCUGGAGGCAGGCAGACCCUUUUGGGAGGUCCUGAAGUAGAGGACAACUCUUCUCUUGGAGAUAUUCUAGCCCUGGAUUUUAAGGGGUUAGGGCUCAAUGGCCUACAAGACCCCUUCCAGCUCUGUGUGGUUGAUUCUGUGAUCUGGCUGCAAAAAUAUUUUAUGUAAAACUGAAAUAAUUUUACUUGGAUUAAAUAAUGUUACCCUUCAAGAUGAGGAACUAUCAAUAGCUAAAGAAACUUAGAACAUGAUUUUGUGGCAUUAGUGUUCACAUAAACGAAACCUUGAUUUGUGUUCUUUUCCUAUAUACAUAAAAAUGUAAAAUGUUGUCAUGCUCUGCAGCUCAUGUGGCCACCAAUAGUUGGCCAUGCCAACUGCAGCUUGAGGAAUAGCAGGUCAGCCCAUCCAAGUUGUUUAAUGGAGGGGUUGUAAAGCACCCUCUCUUCUUUUAAAUGUGUCUGCAGCAAGGUUCAAGGAAGGGUGAAGAGCCCAGCGGUUUAGAAAGUUGUUGUAUGAAACACCUCCCCUCCUGUUAAACGCUGCUGCAGGAAGGUUUAACUGGGCAGGGGAAACAGCUUAGCAAGCUGUUCUGUGAAGCUUACCCCCCAAAACAUUGCUGCAGCCAAGUUUAAUGGAAGAAGGAGAGGUGAGGUGUUAAUGGAGUGGGGUUUGGUCAUAUUUUUGGGGAGUAAUACACUCACCCACUCCCCACACCCCUACAGCUCUCUGGAUCUGAGAAAAAUAAGCUUUUCAAGAAAGUGGCAAGCUGUCAAGAACUGCCUGUACUUGAAUAUGGAACUUAUAGAUCUGUAUUCUAAUGCCCUGUGUAGUCAGCCACUACAUAGGUUGAAUAGUUCUUGUGGGGUGAAGUGGUUUUAUAGCAGAGGUGGCUAGCCUAUGGCUUUCCAGAUGUUGCUGAACUACAACUCCCACAGGGCCCAGCCAGCAUGGCCUGUGGUCAGAUCAUAGGUUUUGUAGUUCAGAAACAAUCAACCCUGUUUUAUAAGGUCUGCAGUGCAUCUCCUCUGACCUGGAAGAAAUGGAAAGGCUUCCAAGGAGCCUGGGUCUUCACAUGUGCAAAGUAAUACCUACGGUGCCUGGUUCCUGGCUCUCACCUAGCUGCUGCCUAAGGCCCAGCACUGGUAUGUAUUUAUUUCUGCUUGUGUACCAUGAUGCCUUUUCUUCAUAAAACAAAAGGGAAUCAUGCAAAACGCAGUCCCUCUUUAUGUGAAUGACAUUUCCCCAGGCUUUGAAUGAGGAGGUGGGGCAAUCUAUAUCUUGGACGGGAGGGGUGUACUCUCAUUGUCCCCUUAUCUCAGGAGGAUCUUGUGACUGGAAUGGCAAGAAUCCUACUGCCUAAAACCGACUACAGGAUUGGAAAUGGUGGUUUAUUGAAGCUGCCCACAGUACUGUACAUUCUCUCAGCUGGGGUGAAGUGGAGGGAGGCUCUUUCUGUUGCUCCUGUUUCACUGGUAGUAAAUGUCAUUUGCUUCUCGAGAGGUUGCAGAGAGCUUAACAGUGUCAUGGGAUCAUGAAGUCUUACUGGGUCUAUGAUACUGGCAUGAAUGUUUCUCUGCAAAAUCCUCUGAAAGGAAAUAAUAGAGUUUCCCUACUGCCGGUGCUGUCUGUGAAAUUGUGAAUUUCACAGACAACUACAAGCUCUCCUCUUUUGAGGAGAGAGGAUAAGGAUUAUUAAAGGCUUUGGAAGGGGGGCAAUGUAGACAUAUGUAUGGUCUAAAAUAGGGAAGAGGGGGAGAUAAGUAAAGGACAUGAAGGGGGGUAAAUUUUAAUUGCUGCUUACGAUUUGUUUCCUGAUUAAUCAAGGAAAGUGACAGCUUUGCUAAAGUCUAGCAAAUAUUUUAGGACUUGGCACUUCUAAAGAGCUUUGUAUUUUGCAGGCUGCAAAGGCAUACUAGGUAAACAUGCACCAGUAGCUUGUUAAAGUAUAUGUUACAUUUUUUUCAGAAGUCUUAAACUCUUUCAUUGGGUUUUACAGUAUAUGUGUGUGUUUAAUUUUAAUUGUUUUAAUGUCUUAAAUACAAACAUAUGAUUAAAAACGUGAUCCAUGGUCCCUGGGAGAAAGCUUUGUGUAGGCUUAAAAAAUGUUGACAUUUGAAGCUUUGGACCUAAUCUCUGGAGUACUGUACUGUAGUCUCUUGAAUAUCUGCAUGAAACCUGAACUGAAAAUGCUGCUUUUUGGAAGUCUGAUCCAAAAAUCCAGAGUGCUAUCUUUAAUGGCUCAAAUCAAGAGUAGGAAACAUGUGGCCUUCUAAAUGUUGCUGGACUGCAACUCCCAACACCCUUGGUUGUUGGGCAAGCUGUCUGAGGGUGAUGGCCAUCAGUGGGCCACUGGUUCCCCAUUCCUAGAUGGUAUGGGCCCAGGAUAUUAAAAGGAAUAUAUAAUUUCAUAUAGGUUCUUCCCCUACUCCUCUGCAGGAGACAUGUUUUGCGUGCAAUCAUUGUUUGGAGUUGAAGAACUCGGUAUGGCACCGGUGGACACCACAGAAUUCUCAGACAUUCUUCAUGGCAUGUGCCAAAGCACCCUUCCCUUCCCAAUUAAUUUUUUAAAAAUUGAGGCUUUUGCUUUUUACUGGUUGUUUGAAUGUGGGCUUCCUGGUUUUCUUUUGAUUUGGGGGUUUGCCUGCUCUCUCUUUUUGUCUGUUUUACUUCCUUUGGUGUGUAUGUGUAGGUGUUCUGCCUGUUGUGUGUGUGUGUGUUGGGGCUGUUCUUAGUAUCACCAGUUUUUCUUUUGUGAAAUAGGUAUUUUGUGGUGCCCACAAGCAUUUCUUAGAUUUUCAAAUGGGCCACAAGGCCUAAGAGGGUUCUAGAACCCUGGUUUGGAAGAUAAGUUUCACAUCUAAUAGAAAAAUAGCUUCCCCCAGCUACUGCACCUUCAUUGUGUAAUUCCCUCCCCAUGGAAAUUUCCUGAGUUUGCUGUAAACACAUUUUUAUUCUCCCAAGAUUUCUUAAAACUAAGAUUCUUUUUGUUUCAAUAUGAACUAAAAUGUUGGAAAUGUUUUUGUAUUGUAUAUUAGAAUCAAUAUUUUAUCACUCUUCAUACUUCCUUUGUGAGAUGUUUUAGAUGUUUGUAAAACAGCCUAAAAAUUUAAAUAUUUUUUUUUCCAUUUUUAAGAAAGCUUUUCUCAAGGCACAAAAAAUGCUUUCUACCAGGGUCUAGGGUCCCACAAACACUUAUUGCUAUUGAUGAUACCAGGUUUGGUUUUAACACAUAACAUGGAUGACACGCAGGUAAUAUCAUACCAGAGUAAAAUCUUCAGAUUAUUCCGUCCACGCUACACUGGCAUUCUCCUGUGAUGAGACAAUUCUGACAGUGUCUCUGUAGUUCUCUAGGACUAGUUCAGUGCUAAUUCUCUGCUUUAAUUGACUCCAUUAAACUUUACCAUCUAAUGUGCUGUGCUACCAAGACGAGGCCUGCAGAGCUUGGAGUAGAAGCUCAGUUGUGUGUAAGUGGCUGUGAAGAGCCCUCUGUGCACUGUAUGAAUAGGCCACAUAUCCAUGGAAACCAGAGCAGGCUGGCUGGUUGACCUUUGACCCACUUGUUGCCACCAUCCUGUUCAACCUUGGUAUGCCUGGAUUUGAAGCUCCAGUGUUCUGCCUCUUCACUUUUCCCAUGGGUUGAGAGGCCCUGUUGCCUUUCAGAGGCUUCCUGCAGCUCUGCCUAUGGCCACAACAUCAGUUUUUUCAGUCCUUCCCCCAGUGAGUGUAUCUUCUCCUCAUAGGUCAUACAGCCCUUUCAUUGCACAUAAGAGACAAGCUUUUCACUUCACCCAGCGGAUUUGAUAUUAAAUUUAAUAGCUGACCUAAUUUUGACAUGCAGCAGGGAUAGUUGCUGUGAAACCUUUGGAGGGUUUUUGUUUUGCCUUAGAAGUUAACAGUCAUUUGCAGGGAGGGCAAACAUUUUCUCUCAUUUGAGGCAAGUGCAAUUGAGCAUGGUAUACUGUCUUGUGAGGUGGGGAGGAAAAUCUAAAAACAAGGGUCUAUGCUGUCCAUAAUGGAAAACUGAGAGAGAGGCACACACACUUAUUUUCUUCAGGGUCUAAAUAUGAAUAACCACAGAGGCCCAAGGAUUCAGUCUAUUUGCUGUUGUUAAGGAAUGUAAGCGACUCUGCGGGUUUAUAACCUGGAAUUUUGCAUUUCCUCACACAUAACCCAAUUUGGAAAAGUUUUUCUUUUGUUGUUAUGCUUUUGGAAUUCACAGCUCUAAAACAUUUUCAUUCCUAGGGUUAAUAGUCCCGAGGCAGAGUGUCCUGCUAGAACUCUUGCAGCUGUUAGGAUGCAGACCUGUGAUCUGUCACGUUACAUCAACAAACAAACUGCAGUUUAAACUUUAGCUUGUAUCCCUCAAGGAGCAAAUAUGCUCUGCUGAAUUACGCCACCCUCUCCAAAUGCUUUAUUUAAUUGUUAAGGGUGGGGGUGAAAACCUGGUGACCCAGCAGCUAAUACUGUAGCUAUGUAAACAGGCAAAGAAAGUGCCUCUUGUGGGUGUGGGGGGUUGGGUGGUGUAAAGGCACUGAGGACACGUUUUAGGCUAGCUGCUUAAAAACAUAAUAGCUUAAUUUGCAAAGCUAUUGAAUUCCUAAUCACUUCUUUGUCCCUACUAGUGCACUGGAAAUUUAUAGGAAUUUGGUUGCAAAAUUAUGGCUGUUAUUUUAGAAAAUAGUGUACCAACUUUGCUUUUUCUGAAACUGUUUGUGUAAUAUUGGUUGCAUCCAGCUAACUUGCAUUUGUGAUAGACCCAUUGAAAUUAAUAGACCCAAGUUAGACGCAUCUAUUAAUGUCAGCAGAUCUAUUGACCGUUGUGUGACCAUUGUUGAAUACAACCCAGUAUCUUUUGCCAUGUCUUGAUAGUACUGUUGGUUUGCAUUUGUCCUUUGUUUUUGGUGUUAGGAAGGAGAAUGAUUUUAACUUGAAACCAUACUGUUUUAUUGCAACAUGCUCUAUGUAGACCAUUUAAAAACUUCUAUCAGAGCAGAAUGAUGCUGUGAAAAUUUAGACUGGUGCCAAGCAUUGAGAUCAUGUGACCCAUUUAUUAUUAUAUCAGCAGUACUGGCUGCCUGUUCAUUUUCAAGUGCAAUUCAAAGUUCUACUUAACAACCUUUUAAAGUACUUAACAACCUAGAACCAGGCUACUUGAAGGACCACUUCCUUCUAUGUGAACAUGCCCACCUUCGUAAGAUUGAUGAUGAUGACAUCAUGUGCUUGCCACUGCUCUCCAAGGCAUAGUUGAUGGUAUUGCAGAAAAGGGCUUUCACUGUGGUAGCACCUCAUAUGUAAAACACCUUGACUUUUCUCUUUGUGUUCUGCUGGCAUUUGAAGACAUUUCUUUUCCAGUUCAGUUCAAGUUUAUUGUUGUUUAAUUGUGAUUUAUUGAUUUAUUUAGCUCUGGCUUUCUGGGUUUAUAUUAAAAAUCAUUUUUCGGUGCGAGUGCAUGCAUUUGUAUUUUAAUUGACUGGAUUUGCUUUUUAUAUGUUGUGUUUUUAGCUGUUUUGAAUGCUCCAUUUGGAGAAGAAAAUGCUGGUUAUAAAUUUUAUUAUAAAGAGUGUUAAUACUCACUUUUUCUGCUGUUGGCUUGUUAAAGACUUGGGUACUUCUACACAAGACUUUUGGCAUGGAAUUGCCAAGGUUUGUUCACUCAUUUUUAAUGGGGCUUCCACAUAACACCACCAUCCAGUCAUUGUCCUUCUGUGUUUCCUGUGGUUUUCCCAUCUUUUCUUGGACUGCAUAAACUCUGGGUUUUUGUUUAGAAGACUGGAAGCUGGCGUGAUUUCUCUUGGUGUCUAUAGCCUUAGUGUGAUUUUGUUUAAUUGUUAUAAAAGGUUGGGAUUUCAACAUACGUAUUUGACAUUAUCAAGAAAUGAACCUAUUGCCACUCAGCACAUCUUCACACUUACUGGUUCUUAGUUUGAAAGAGUUAGCUUUCCUGUUGGUGCCAUGUCAUCAGUAAUAAUUUUUACCAAUUUUUUAAAUUACAUGCUUCCCUGGCAAUAUUUAAAAUAUAUUGAAACAUUUAUGUAAUAUCCCUUGAAAGAGUGUGUUAGUGCUAAUUUGAAAGAUGAUUUUAAAAAACCAUUAGCAGUGGUGAAUCUCUUUCCUCUGCCGGGUCAAAUAAAUAGAAACCAUGAUGUAUAGAAAAGAUGUAUCCAUAAAUGAAUGGUGAGGCUAAAACGCCAAGGACAUUUGGACAAGUGGUAGGCCUUUCUCCCCCAACAGCCAUUUUUGGAGAUGCAACCUCUCCCCCCCACCCCAAUUCAUCCCCCCAGCAACCAAUUGAGAUAUUUUAGCAACCAGUGAUGUUGUUUUCUCUAGUGAAUUAAACCAGUCCUAUCUACACUUCUGAUUUGAGGGCAGUUCUCACAGAAAUACCUUGCUUGGUGAAAUUUGUUAUAUUAACUUCCACUGAAUUGGUUUUCAGCCCUUCCCUCUAAACAAUUACAUCUGGAAAAGUGAUUCCAUAUUUCACUCAUGUACAGGGAUGUUGGGCAACUAAAUCAAACAAAUCUGGCAAGAAUUUGGGCAGAUUAAUUUAGUAUUCCUGAAAAAAAAAGCUCAGCUUCCUCCAAAGUCUUCAAGCAUUAUUGUUGCUGUUUGUUUUUUCAUACAGCGCUUCAUAGAUGUGCAUCUAAGUUAGGACUUGCAAUCUAGAUUUGAUUUGGGCAAGGGGGACAGUGGGGGGAGGGGAAGCAGGGGUAAACAGGGAAACCUAAUGUAAUUAUUUCUAUUAUACAUACAUAUUUCUUAGAUUAUAUCAGCCAGGUUACAUCACUUGAUCUUACUCUGCAGCAAAAAUGGCUAUUAUAAUUUAGAAUAGCACUAAAAAUAGAUGAGGCGUGGAAACUGGGAAGACCCAGCAAGACCCCAUAGGAACUGCCACCAUCUUCACUCACUAAGGGGAGUCAGUAGCAAUUUAGUAAUCCAGUUAUCCUCAUCAGCCAACAUUCAGAAUACUGUAAGCCCCAGGCACAUCUUAUCCUGAAAACAGUGUAAUUGAGUACAUAUUUCUUUCAGGAGACUGGCAGUGCAGGUUUCUGCCCUGCUUUCUAAAUAUUUCAUUGUUCCCCCUACUUCCAAACAGAACACUGUCUAUAGGCCCUGGAGAGCCUGUAAGUAUCACUCGUGAUAUAUAGGAAACCGUAUUUGGGAUGGGAAUGGGGGAAAACAAUGAUAAACUAUCUGAAAUAGUUUGCCUCCCUAUGCAACUCCCUGCAGUUACCCUGAAGGAUGGACAAUCCUCUUCCCCAGUGAUUUUUGUUGAAGCUGCCAGUAGGAGGUUUUUCUCUGCCCCCACUACUCAAGCGAAGUACAUUUAUUUUCACAGAGAACUGGCUUUUAUAGAGAGGUUUUUUUUCAACAAUUCCAAAAUCUAUAGUAUUGCCCAACUGUGAAGACAGAUAUGAGAGAAAUAUUAAAAUUGUUUGCAAAAAAUAAUAAUACUAAAUGUCACACAAUAUGAGAUGUGUGAAUGGUGCUUGUGAGUGCCUGGUCUACACAGAGAGGAACAUAUAUAAUCAGAUCCGAAUACCCUAGAUUAGGGUGUUUAAAACUAGAGUAAAAUUUGUUCAUGUCCAGAUAACCUCUACGCCAUGUGCGUAGCAAGGGCAGGAAAUCUGGUCAUUAACGUUUGUAAUUGGUUGUAGCAACUCUUCUUUUGUUUUUCCUUUCCUCCGCCUCCUGGUUUGCUGCAGGCUUCUUCCCCAAGAGAAGAGACUGCUGACAUGCAGUGACUACAGCAGUCCUGGGCAAGCCAAGGCCUGUUGUCUGCACCCCAUUGUUCCUGCCUAGGAUUGCAGGACCACUGGAUUGUUGUUUGAAUUGAUGAAUGUUAAUCCCCAGCUGAGGGGAAGCUAUUUGGCAAAUGGCAGGUUAAUGUGCAGACAGCAGGGUGCAUUGUACUGUGUGUGUGGCACAACAGCAUGUGGGAGAGAAAUGGUUAAAAUCCUUUUCAUUCCCCCACUUGCAGAGGAGGAGGGAAGGUAACAAGCAACCAGGGCUUGUUCUAAUCUCUCUGGAAUGUAACCAUUUUGAAACUUUUAUAGCUUCAAUAUGCCAUUAACUCUUCUUUUUUUUUUUAUACACACAUGGCUGUACAGUGAACGUCUGUUUGAGGCACAGUCUUGCACUUAGAGGGGUGCUCAGUUUUCCACACUGCCCCUGUACCAUUAGCUUAGUCUCUUUCCUUGUAUAUUUUUCGGAGUGUUUCCCCACCCCCACAUGCUGCCCUCUUAAAUUGUUUAAAAUGAGAAGGAGCCUUUAUACAACCUUCAUAGAGGCACCCCCGCCUCAUUCGCCAGCAGCUUCUCUGCUUACCAAAUGGAUUAGAAAGCCCCCUUUGUGACCAAGAGUGUUGAAGGGUGGAGCAUAAAAUAAACCAGCUGGAAAACGACAACACAGAGAACUUUUAAUUGGGUAGAACUUUCUGCACGUCUUCUGUGGGUAUUUUGGGUUUCAUGGCUUCUCAGCUCUUGCCAGUGCUUCCUAGAAAGCUGACUCACCAAAUGGGGUGGUGCACACUGUGUCCUAGUAGUUAUGGGUGGUGUGAGUGUCUUUGAAAAUGACUCUGCAGUAAACUGCAAGUGAGCUCACAUCACCACUCAAUGUUUGGAAACAGAUUGGAGCUGUACAGCAGCCAGAUCCAGGGACUUCCCCAAUCUAACCAGAUGCUUUGAUCUUCAGGCUUGGAGAGCAGAUCAAAGGCAGUCAUUUAGGAAACUACUUCUACUGUACUCAGAGCCCAGAGUGUACUGUAGGUCAUUGCGCUAGCUAGUUGGGGGUCAUGGGGCCAGCUGCAUACCAAACAUACUCCUUGUACAGAUGACAGCCCUGGCUCCCUGCCUUUUCCACAAUUGGCUGUUAUUGGAGCCUUGAAGAAUAAGAUCUGAUUACAGAUCCUCAGCCCAGUUUUAUGUAAAGGGCAAGAAUUCAACACUAGCUGUAUGAAUCUCGCAGUAACAUUUUAUUAUCACAGUUUUCCAGUGGGCAAAUGCAUCGUUUCCUUCUCUCACUUCAUUGUCCUCCUAAUGCAGGAGUGGGGAACUUGACCCUCCAGAUGUAGCUGGACUUCAGCUCACAUCAGCCCCAGCUGGCACGGCCGUGGCCAGGGAUGAUGGGAAUUUUAGUCCAGCAAACAUAUGUAGGGCUACAGAUUCUCCACUCUGUCAUAAAGUAAUGGCCUAAAGUAUUUGCUCCUUUCAUUCUGCCUAACUGUUAUGGACUGUACUCUCUUUUUAAAAAGAGCAUUAAGAUGAUUUAACAAUAGACAAAAAUGCAAUAAAAGCAUAUAAAUCAAACUUAAACAAUUGAAAAACCAUUUCCAGAAAUACCAAAUUAGUAGUAGGAGAAGGGCAACUUGGAAAAUAUACUCUGUAAUACUAACAAUAAUAGUAUGUGAUUUGAGCCACCGUGUAUUGAGAACUUUCUUUAACCACACACAUCUUGAGGUAGGGAUUCGGUUGCAUGGAUACAUUCCACAGUUUGUGCUUUUGUGUGCAGAGAAUUAUAUAUAUACAAAAACUGCUGGAACAACUGGGUUAAAGCAUAAGAUGUACAAGUAGUGUCUGUGCCCAUGUUGAAUUUCCAUACUCUACAUGGGAAUGUAUGUAGGAUUAAAAUUGAGUUAUGGUUUAACAUUCACAAUAUACCUUCUUAAGGCGAGUGAGUGAGUAAACAGCACAUAGCAAGUAAGCUUUUGAAGGACUAUGGGAUAAUAUUUGGAGGCUGCCAGAUUAUAUGUAUUUACUUUUUAUGAUUGUACAGCCAGACAUCUAGCUUCUGUAAAUCACUGCAGUGAGUGAAUUAGGAGAACACACAUACAGUUGUGGAGACUAUCUCCUUAAACCAGAGCUUUCCAAAUUUUCAUGUUGGUGACACACUUUUUAGACAUGCAUCAUUUCGCGACACAGUAAUUCAGUUUUACCAGCAAACCGGAGAUUAAACUAACCCCUUUUCAGCCCCAAGAGGAGUGAGGGGAGCGUUCAUGCAACACACUUACACACUGCAGCCGACACACUAAUGUGUCACGACACACAGUUUGGAAAGCUCUGCCUUAAACUUUUGCAAACCAGUGCUUACAAGUGUCAAUGGUGCCAAUUUUAUAUGAAUAAGGUCUAAUUAAUGCAGUAGCCUGCAUUGUCUUUUUCCUGAGGGAAGACAGGUUUUGUAAAAUGUGAACAGUACUCUUUAAAUAUUUUCCAGAGUUUUCUGUCUCGGGAAACGUUCCUCUUGGCUCACAGGUGGCAGCGGCUGCUGUUACAGUUGUCUUUUCCUUCUUUCAGGGCAAGGGCCCUCGCUUGUAUGUUUCAUUCACUUGUGCUAUGGAGUUGUUAGUUUUGGCUAUAUUCUGCUUUGAGUUUGGAGGCUCAGUUUUACAGUUAAAAUGUAAAAGGUUGAAGGGAAACAGUUCUGCAUUGUGGGCAAGACUGGUCUGUCACAGUGGACUGUUUGUAUGUUUUAUAGGAAUGAGAUAAGCUCUCUUCCUGUUCCAUGUCAAACGUACACAAAUCCUGCUUCCUUUGUCCAAAGGUGCUUGGUAUAUUGGUUGCCUUCCAAUUUUUUGUUCUCAAUCUCCAAAGCGGGGGGGGGGGGGGGGAGAGAAUCCAGAAUCUUCUGUGUUCGGAAACCUUUGGCAAUUGCUCUUUAUUUUAAAAUGUUUGCUCUGUUCCUGCAGAGGAAUGUGAAUCUGGCCUGGAUACGGUGCAAAUGUUAGCAAAUAAAGCAGCCUUCCAUAGGAGCUCAACGCUGCUGUGGAGGUGUUAACUAUAUCUUUACUACAUCUCAGAAGUACAGAGAAGUCUUUGUCCACUACAAACCUUAGAAAAGCCCAAUAUUCACCUUUCUGGUAGGCUGCGUUAAAUCAGAAAAACAGGAAGUUCCAACACAUCAUGCCUCCUAUUAAUCAGUCAGCGUAGCUGUACCAUUCUUUUCACGCUCAAGCACCAUAACAGUCAUCAAGCUUCUCAGUACACACAAUAGCAUUUAUGGAGUAAUAUUGGUUGUAUAAUUUUGCUUGGGCUGGAGUUGAACAUUGUGCAUGUUCUCUCUUGACGUUAUGUCACAGCCAGAUCAUUGCCUGAAGAUGGCAGGGAUGCAUACAUUGUAAGGACAAUGUCAGGAGCAUUCAUAUGUCUUAUGCGCUAUAACUCAACCCAAACCAGAUGUUUUUGUCAAACUCCAUGGCAUGUGUAAUGUUGUUUGGGUCUUGGGAACAUUUUACAGCCAUGCAUAUUUGGCCUUGGACUCGCUUCCUUUUUGCAGAGGAAAAUGCAUAUUUCUGCAUCUUCUUCCAAAUUUCAGAUUACAGGAACAGGGUGUAUGGAUAAAUAUUUCACCCUGCAAUGUUUUUCAGUGUUUCUCCUUCUACUAAGUAAUAGACAUCACAGAAUACAGUAGAAGAGAAGAAGAGUUUGGAUUUGAUAUCCCGCUUUAUCACUAGCUGAAGGAGUCUCAAAGCAGCUAACAUUCUCCUUUCCCUUCCUCCCCCACAACAAACACUCUGUGAGGUGAGUGGGGCUGAGAGACUUCAAAGAAGUGUGACUAGCCCAAGGUCACCCAGCAGCUGCAUGUGGAGGAGCGGAGACUUGAACCUGGUUCACUAGAUUACGAAUCUACCACUCUUAACCACUACACCACACUGGCGGAGUGAUGUAAAGAACAAAUGGAGAGUGUAUCAACGUCUCUCUGGUGACCCUAAUCAGAGUGUAAAGGAAUGGGUUCCCUUUGUCUGUAGCAGUUGCAAAAUAAUCAUCCUCCCAUUGCUUUCAGUAGAUGGCCGUUUAAUACGGGAGAUCCACUUUGACAUAAUUGAACUUCCACUUGCCCUCCUAAAUAUCAGAUCACUCGGGGUCUGAAGUUUGAAGCUUUACUUAAGCCUUUACCUAGUUGACCUUUGCUCCAAGGGAAGCCACAUUUGUCCCUCUCCCAGUCUAGGCCACUUCAUUCUUCAUGGUACAUUUUGGAGUUUUAUUUUAGGUUAAGGUAAGUGGAAUAAGAAUAUAUGGGGGAAAUACUGAGAAAUAACUAGAAACACACCUAGGCUACAAUUAAAACUUCCCCCAUCUGAUUGUGGAGAGAUGGAACGUCUGUUACAGCCUCUUCCACCUAUGCCCUGUGCUGAUUCAAGAUGGGAAGCCCUUGCUUCAACUCCCAGAUAAUCUCCUGUCCAGCCACCUGAUUUUCUGGACUUUUUUCAUGGGUCAGCCCAAAGGUUAUUUGUUCACCCUUUCAGUAAGUUUCUGAUUCUAGGCUUGUUGCAUCAUUACAACUCUUGUCUUUUUCCUGCUUUUGUCCCAAUACACAGAGUGAAACCAGAUGGAUCAUUAGCUUGGCCUCUGGACUUUUUAUGCCUUUCCUGGCACAGUGCAGUGUGUGGAGGGUUCUUGCAAGAGGGUGAAAACUAUUUUUGUUUUUUUUGAGUGCUAGCUAUCCUUUGUAUAACCCUAGAUGUCUCCUAAAGCAUUGUGCAUAUACAAGGAUGUGCUGAUAUGUUUGUCUUUUGCAGCCCUCUCUCAUUUUCCACAUAGUUUCUUGCAUGAAGGUGGGUACUGUUAGGGAAGAGGGGUUCAAAAGGGGUCAGAGCCACAUCAAAAAUUUGCUCUACCUCAUUUUUCUUCUGCUAGAAAGGCCUGUAUAUUUUUAAUUAAUUAAAAGCAUUGAUAAAAGGCUUAAUAUUUCAAAAAUCUCUAAGCAGUGUAUAGCCUAAAACUCAAUAAAGCGGCAGUGUAAAACACAUAAAAGCAACUAAAGCAAAUUCAGAGGAAUAGUCUAGGGUGAGCUGCAGUUGUGGUGGGUGGCAGCAUUGGCACAACAGCAGUGAUCCCUUUACUGCAUUUCAAGCAAAAAGUGUCUCCACAACCAAAAAAGGAUAACUUGUACGGAUUGUAAAAUAUUGCUGUUAUUGAUUCAACUUCUUGUUACUUGUUUCAUUUCAUUUUUUAUCUCAUGAGCCAAGCAUCUCAAUGGGAGAAAUGAUUUUAUUGGAGGAAACUAGAUCUAGUUCCCCAUACCUGGCCUAUUUAGUCCAUCCUCCUGCUCUCAUUGUGGCCAGAUUCCUAUGGGAAACCUGCAAGCAGGACACAAACACAUCAGCGUUAUCUCCACUUGUGAUUCCCAGCAACUGAUACUGAAAGGCAUACUGUCUCUGGCACUACAAAAGUCAGCGUAUAUUACAAGCACAAUUUGUUGUACAGGAGCACUAUAAGGUAUGAUGAUGAUGAAGAAGAAGAUGAUGAAGUUCUAUGGGCAGUUCACAUCAUAAAAGCCCUAUUCCCCAUAGAGCUAGAAUUUCAGAGUGGUUUAACAGUCCUUUGACGGGAUACUCUGGGAAUUGUAUCCCUAUGAGGGGAAUAUUGGUCUAUGCACAACUCUCAGUGCCCUUAACAAUCUACAGCUUCUUUUGUGUUUGGGGAAAGCCCUGACUGCUUAAAAUGAUAUAGCGAUUUAAAUGUAUAGUGCGAGUGGUCUUUUGGAUGGGCUAGGUGGCAGGACAAAUGCAGCCCAUCUGAUGAAGCAAAACAGCUUUUGCUUCUCUUGUAUUGUUCUGUGAUUGCCAAACUUAAGCUUUUCAGAAGAUAGUGGCCUUCUUAGGAUUGAAUCUGUUCCGAUGGCCUGUUGUAACAGAUCAGCACUUAUUCAUCACGUUCUACUUGCAACAGAUAGUAGAAAUAUAUGUUGGAGGAAAUGUGAAGGUUUGUUUUAAGUUGAAGGGUUAAUCUUCCAUUUAAAUUAUUGGUUGUUCUGCCUCUAAAUAGAGCAUGCUGGGAUUUCCUUCCAGCUGUUUUACAUCAUGAAGAUUUGUGUGCUAGGGAAAUUCCAGAGCACAGCUGCAACUCAUCCACUCCACAUUCCCAAAUCUCCACAUUUCACAGGACAUACUGCGUUCAGCUAUAGGGCAUGGAAUAAUUUUCUUCCUCUGCUAAAAACACAAAAUACCUAGUAAUUCUAAGAUGCAUUAUGUCUUACAGUUAGAGGAACUGCUUGUGUGAGAGAUCCAACGGUGCAAGUUAAUUUAAAUUGCUUUAGUAUUCUUGCUAGCAAAGUGUCGGGAAAAUAAAAUAAAAAUUCCAUGUUAGCACUACAUUGAAUCUGGUCUAAAUUAAAUUUAGUGCUAUGCUGUAUUAAAUGUCAGUGUUUUAAAAAACAAAACUGGCAGAUUGUUUUACAUAGUUUGUGUUAAAAAAUAAUCAACUAAAUACUUUCUGGAAAAUCACGUUUAUUGUCUUUGAGAUACGGAGUUCCCUAAUCUUAAAUUCUGUGGAAGCGCCAACAUACACAAGAAUUUGCUGGAUCAUUGUGUUACACUCACAAUACUUGUGCACAUUCACAAGACACUGUGCCUGUACUCAGAAGCCCUGUUGAGUUAAAUGGGACGGUAUUAUUAUCAAGUUAGUGUCAGUAGCUCAUCUACACCAAUAUUGCUGGGAAUAAGUUUGGUUAUAUGCUCCCCCUUCUUUCUUCCUUUACACUUCCAUCCUUAUCUUGCAAAUCUCUCUGUGUAUAUUUGUGUAUGUGUGUGUUAGUCAGCAUUGCUGAUCAAUAAAUCACAGAUGAGCAAGAAGGUAAAAAACAAACAAACAUCAGCGGCAUUUUAAUUGUGAAAUUGCCUUAAUGUCAUUGCAUGUGGAUUACAUAUUUUAGACACAGUGUUAUCUGCAACAUUUUAGACCUUCUUAAUAUAUGGAGUUGGGCCAGUCACAUUUUUUCUUUCCAAUCCAGUGUCCGUAGCUUGUGUUGGAAGAAGAAACCAUAUGAUCUGAGCUUCCAUAUGCUACCAAGGUGAUCUGGGAGGCAACCAUAAGAGAUUUCCCAUUACUAUGAUGCCAUCUUUGUGACCUGUGAGAUGGACUAAAAGUGCAUCAUAACUAGUGAGGAGGUUUUUGAUAUGAAAAACAUAAUCCUGCGCUUCAAGCCUUUUUGUAUCUGAACAAUGCUGAAAGUUGCAUUUGUUUGGUUUCUUGGGCCAUGAAGUUAUUGUGAAAUCUGUUGUCAAUUUGAUUUUUUGUGGCUUUAUCUUCUUUAUUUCAAUAUCUUUCAGUAUCUGCAGGUAAAGUGGCCACUUCUAGAUGUACCAGCUGGAGCUACACUAAAGGAUGCAAGGUCGCCCUCUCCUGCACACUUGGUAAGUGUUUGUUGCUUGGUUUUGCGUUAACCCUUCCUGGUCAGACAGUAUCUAUAGGAAUACUCUUAUGCAAACUAAAAAAAGUUGGAGGAGUUUCUGCCUAAAGGAGAGAAAAAGAAGACUGUUGAAAAUCAGAAGGUUUGUCAGAUUAGAAUCACUAUCGUUGUUGGAUCUUGACAGUAUUAGGAGCUUGCACAAAGAUACAGAUACAACAGAAAAGCUGAAAACACUCUUCUUCAGCGUCUGCUUUUGUUGAGGGAGCACCCAAAUCCUGAUUCUUUAGGGAUAAAAGAGAAUGUCAGUCUAUAGAAAAGCUAUUUUAAAUUAAAUUGUUAAGUUCUGCCACCAAAUAAUAAUUCAAGAAAUUAGAAGAAACAAAAAAGUUGUUGUUGAACUAGACAUUUGGGUGAAUAUUCAGGGUUCUUUUGCAGUCUUUAGCUGUUUUUUUCAAGAGCCUGUAUAGUACAAGGUACCAAUGCUUAGUAAAAGUCAUUGAAAACUUAUAAUAAGUUGCUAAGCAUUCAGGUUCCUCUUUUGUGAUAAUCAUUUCAGUCUCUCUCUCUCUCCCCCCCCCCGCCCCCCGCACUUACCACAGAGUAAGGUAGAAUAGACAGAACCUGAGUUUCCCAUGUGAAAAUAAUUGAUGACCAUUUCUCAGCAAUAGUUAACUUCAUGGGCUACUUUUAAAGUUAGCACAAGUAUUCAAAAAGAGUGAAAACUGAGGCACUUCAUUCCCAAGCCGUGAUACCUUGACUUAGGCUUUGGGAAUUCAUGAGGCAAAAACAUCACUGGAAGCUUUGUUUGAAUGAACGAUAAAAGCCACCCCUCUAUUCUCAAUAUAAGUGAUAUAAAGUACCUUUUAGUUCUCCCGCAGCCCUCUUGCGCCAAUCCUCACAGACAUUAUUUGCUUGCUUGUUGUAUCCACUACAGUUGCAAACCUGUUGACAAAUGCAGUCCAUGCAUUUAUGUUGAGAGAGGUGUUCCCAGCUGUAGUCCAUUGCCAAUUAAUCUAAAAUCAAUAUAAAAAAGUAAGCGAAACUUUUUGAGAAAAUUAAUAUUACUGAUGUUUUACUGUGGAGAAAGGAUGGGUACAAAACUUUCAAAUUCUGCCUUUAAAAAGAGGGGUUUGAAAAGUUGAUGGCUUGAUCCAACCAAAACAACAACAUCAACACCCUUCUUGAAGGGUGAAAAGAGGCAUACUCCCCAUUCAGGCAACCCAUAAGCUUCGCUAGUGAAGCAGUUUAUUUCAAAAUUCUCCAAGUCCACAUUCAUUGGCCUGAGUUUGUCUUGAAAGACUACUUUAUCAUCUUCUGCAUAAAUGCAAUUUAUAUUGCAACCUGUGCCUAUGUGCUAUUCUCCUCCUGAUCCAAUAAAUGAUAUAGAUGGGGAGGCAUGCAACUACUUGCUUGGUUGAUUUUUUUUAUCACUGUUUCCCUUUUCCCUUUUUCUGGGAAAGUGGGAUUGAACCAUUUUCACACCUUCAACUCCCUAUUUACUUCAAAAUGUUGUAUUUGUUUUAUGCACACGUCUACCACCACUGUAGCAGACAGAACCGAUAAUUAAUUAAUUAAUUAAUAUUGUAUACCACCCUUCGUCCGAGGAUCACAACGCAGUUGUGAAAACACAAAAAUUGCAUACUAUAGUAACAAACAAAAACAAUGCCUCCCCCCAAUACAAUUUAAAAAGCCAUAGGAGAUAGUGGCUUCUGCACUUAUAAUGGGCAUCUGAAGCACUGGCAAUGAAGAUAGGCUUACUCAGGUCACCUUACAGUCCCUUUUUAGUGUCAAGUGGUGGCAGUUAUUGUGAGCAAGACAACCACAGCAGACUGAUGACCAAAACGGUACAUGAAUUUAAUGCAGUAUCAAUAAUUUCCUUAUAAAUAAGCUGAUUAGAUCAAAGUUUUCAUUCAUACCAUUUAAAUUUAUUUUUUGUAACAUGGAAAUCUAAACAUGGUUUUUGCUGACAAGCUGAGCUUCCUCUUUAUGAGUACAUAUGUGGAUCUGUUCGGAAGCUAUGAACUUCAUAUAUUCUGUUAAUGGGGUCUCCAAUAUUCUUGGUUCUAAUUCUACUUUUAUAUUCACACUGAUUUGUAAUCCUGGUGCUCUGCUCGUUUGUUCUACAUAUACCAAGGAGCAAGGGCACACAAUCUCAUAUUUUACAUUAAUGGGUUGGCACGUGGUAGAAUUUCUAAGUGUAAAGACCUUUCCAUAUUUAGGAUUGUGGAUUGUUUUAGUUACUGAGAUUGUGCACAGCCGGAACACUUUCCACACCUAAAAUCACCACUUGUAAUAGGUCCAAUCCCGCCAUGAACUAAAUCUUAAUGUAAAGUUUUACCUUUUACAUUGGGUGAUCUACGAUAGCUUAUGAUAGGUAAAGCUUGAGAAAUGUGGAACCAUGUUGGCUGAGUGGGUUUCAAAAAGAGAGUUCAGAGUGGGAGUGGAGGAAGAGGAGUGUUUGUAUGAAGGGGAAGAACAUGUAAGUAUGAAAGUUCAAUAUGCAUGUAAACAGAAAUGUUUUCAGGAGGUUUAUUCCUUGAUCAUAUAAUGGCAUAUUAUUGGCAGUUUGAGGAUAAUGUAGCUUGCUUUCUUGAGUGAUUUGGUCUGAAAGAGUUUUGAGGUUUUUGCUGUGGGUUUGCUUUAUUGGCUCACUCGCUUGAGGAUUCUACUUUGCAUUGGUUUUGAGGUUUCUGCUAUGCCAGUGGUUUUCAACCAGUGUGCCGUGGCACCUUGGGUUGCCUUGAAUGAUCGUCAGGGGUGCUGCAGGGCAACACUGGCCUCUAUCCCUCUUUCCUUCCCUCCCUCCUCUUUUGCCCUCUUGCGUCUCUGCCUUCCAAAGGCUUGCACAGCUGUUUGUUGCAACAGCCCUGGCUACAUGCUCCCCAGGUGAAUGGUGCCUCUGGUGUUGGCCAAGGGGUGCUGGUUGCCAGGAGCUGAGGUGGCCUUUGGAGUAAGCAAGCAGAUGAGUGAGGGAGCCCAGCCAGCCUGCCAACCCUUGCUGUUGGUAACGGACAAACAAGUCCCAGGCCCCUGUGGGGCAGUGUGAGGAGGCACCUCUCUUUGGGACGGGGAGCAUCUCAGAGACCAGGGGCGGCAGCUGUGGCUGCCCAGAGGACUCCCAAGGAGAUGGGAGAGGAGGCUGAUGAAACACUCCCAAAGGGAGGGUGUUCGAAAAAGGGUGAGAGGCUGACAGCUCUGCAAGCAAGCGGUGACAUAAUGGGGCUCCUGAGCCCCACAGGGGUGCCGCAGAAAAAUGUAGUUGAUCAAGGGAGCUGUGGACUCAAAAAGGUUGAAAACCUCUGUGCUAUGCAGUUAACAGAUUGUCUUUUGAACUAGGAACGCUCAACUAGGCACUUUCCCAUCUUUAAAAUUGGUAAAUUGUUGACCCAGUAUCAGGAAUCCAUGUUUGCUUGGUGAUAGGAAAGUUGGAAGCAUAUAGAUAAAUGCCACAUGGCAUAUAUGUGUGGACAAACUAUUUUCAUUGGCUUUGCUGGCUCCCUCGGCCAACAAAGCAAGAUGAGCGCUGCAACCCCAGAGUCGGCCACGACUCGACCUAAUGGUCAGGGGUCCCUUUACCUUUACCUUUACCAUUACUGUCAUAUAGGGAUUGUUUGUCUCCUUGAAAAUCAUAUUGUUGCCUUAUGCAACCUUCUUGAGAAAGCACAAGUAUUGACUACAUUGUAUUGAAACUGAAAUUGCACAAAUUCAUGCUGCAUACUUGCACUUGUUGUUGGCAUCUGUCUGUCUUGAGACAGCGGAGUGUGCCUCUGGGUGUGAAGUCAAACCACUGUGUUAGCAGCACCAAAGUGACCUCUCUGGGGGGCAAGCCUGGGCAGGGUGUAUGGAGGUCCUGGGCUGCCCAGAUGACAAUACCCCACUUUCAGCCUUCCUGAUGUGGUCCAAAGGAAAGCAGAGCAAUAUGUUUGGCACCAGCUUGGCUGCAGGAGUUUAGAAGGAAGCAUACAAGGUGCCAUCUAGCUGUCUUAGGGACUUCACUCCAGAUUUUUAUAGGGUUCACUCCUUAGCCUUUUCUUCUCCUGAAGAUGUCCCACAAGGUAGCAGGUGCAGAUUUUUCCUCAGGGUUCCUGAAGGCUUUUUCAUGAAUGAGUAAUAGCUGCAAGGCAGCAGAAGUUUUCCUUCUACCAGAUGGGCUACCUUCCCAGGUUGAUGAGCCCGAUCUGCCCCUCAUUUUUCACUACAGCAUGUGCAGUUACCUCCUUCUUGACCGUUGGGCCCACUAUUGGUCUUGUCUGCUCAAUCCACUGGAGCCUGUCUUCGCAUACAGGGGAAGUCCCUAACUCACCAAGGGUUUGAGACCCACAGACUACCCUCACCUGGUUUAGUAGGCCAGUCAAAGAUGUUUCCCAGGGUGUGGCUGCUGUUGCAGGCUGACAGUUUCUAGGAGACACAGGUGAGAGCUGAGUGCAGGGUGGGGACCAAAGGUGGACAAACUACUCCAGAAGGAGCACAGUGUGCCCCCUAACAGAGGUACUACCCCUCCCCUAAAACCCUUUGCACCCUUUGUCAUUAGUAAAGUUGUAAUAAUAAAAUAAUCAUUAGGAAAUUUGUAAUAGUAUGGAGAAACCCCCAUCACAGGGAGAUUUCGCAGUAGUUGUUACAGUCAUGGCAGUCACCUUGAGCGGCACAAUUCUGGAGUUGUGCAUGUCUUUUGGCAUGGAUCCCGUUUCGGAGUACUGCAAGAGAAUAGUUACUGAGGGAUAUUCAUUUUGUUUUAUUACAAUUACUUGAUUAGAUUACCCUCUCUUCACUCAAAGAGCUUUAGAAACAGCUUUUAAAAAUUAAAAUGAUAAUAAACAAUGUCAGUAAAAUGAUUGAAAUUGUUAAAACAAAACAAACGAAACCUACUGCAUAAAAGAAAAGUGAAACUAAAUAUUUAAAAACAUUUGCAAAUAAAAGGGCCUUUACUCAGCAUUGUAAGGGCAUUGUACCAGGACUGUCUUCCUGGACAGAAACUUCCAAAUCAAGAUACCACCACUGAAAAGGUCCUAACUUUGGUCACCACCUGCCUUGCCUCCAAAGACAGAUGAAUAUGGUACAGAGCCUGCAAAAACCAUCUCAAAACCUAGGCAUGUUCAUGCAGUAGAAGGUGUCUUUUAAAGUCCUGAGCUACUUUGGAUUUUGAGAACCAGUACUGAACUGUGCUCAGAAGUGGACAGAGUUGUUUCAAGACUGGUAUAUUGUGUGCUGUUCAACCCUUGCUGGUCAUUGACCGUAUUAAAGAUAUUUGAAUUUUUGCUGUUCAACCAGUUUUACAGUGUGCUAGUAACUGGAAAGCAAAAGUUCUUCCAUCAUAUUCUAUACAGUUUUUGUCAAAUGACCCAAAUUUUACCAGGAGCAGGUUGAUUUAAAGAGAAUGAGUAUUGCAGGUUAUGAUCCUCAUUUUCUUUUGUAGGUGGAACAUUAAAAAAAUUAUACUUCAGUUCAUCUCCAGUUGUAAGGAACCUGUAUAAAGUUCUUCCCAAUUUUUUGUGUCUGGUUUCAUGAUUUUCUCAUGAAGUGAUUUUAAGGUCUCAUUUUGAGUUCUACUCCUGGAUUGUGCAGGAGAAUUAGGGGAUAAUCUCCAGAGCAGGCCUGGUACAGAUUAGGAAAGGUAUGGACAAGUUCAAGAGGAUGCCAGUGAGGUUCAUGAGCAAAGUAGAGGAGACACUGAAAGCCAAGAAGGCUUGCACCUUUAAAAAGUGGAAGUCUUGUCCAAGCAAGGAGAAUAAACAGGAACACAAACUAUGGCAAAGUAAAUUUGAAUUAAUAAGACAAGUGGAAAAAGAAUGUAUGCAGUUGAACCACUAGAUGACAAAGGAGUGAAAGAAUUGCCAGAGGAGACUAGCCAACAUAACAAAUUUUAAAAGGGAGUUGGGGGAAGCCAGGAUAUUACAGACUAGUGAGCAUAAUGUCUGCUUGAAGUACAUUGUUGGAAAACAUUAAAACUAGAAUUAUUAAGCACACAGGAGGACAAAUGUUACUGUGGAAGAAUCAGCAUGACUUCUACAAAACCCGGCUCAUCAAACUUUUGGAAUUCUUUGAGAGUAUGAAGCAAAUAAAUAGGGCUGAUCUGGGAUCUGGUAGACGUUAUAUGACUGUGUCCCUUGUCAAAGCUCCUGAAUAAAUUUAGCAGUCAUGGGAUAAUGGAUUUGUAAUUGGCUAAACAGGAAGCAGAGGACAAGAGUAAAUGGACAGCUCUCACAAUGGAGGGAAGUAAGCAGUGGAGUUCUCCAAGGAUAUAUGUGGGGACUGGUAGUAUUUAACUUGUUCAUAAAUUAUCUGGAGUUGGUGGCAAGAUUCAGGAUUGUGAAAACCUUAGUGGAUUGCAAGAGGUCCAGAAGGAUCUCUCCAAACUGGGUAAUUUUGUCCUUUAGAAAAGAAUUAGAUUACUGAUUUUAGCUGAAUAAAACCAUUCUUUGCCAUUUUGAAAACUUAAACAUUUACUUUAUAUUUAAUACAUGACAAAAUACUUUGAAAUGAUAUAGCCCAUUUUAAUAGUGCACACAUCCCUGCCAAGGCUGAUAAUGGACAUUCUACCUGAGAAAAGUUCUUCUAUAUUAUUACAGGAAGUGUGGUAUGAAUAAAAGUUACUUAUUUCUCUUCUCAGCUGACUAAGGUAACAGAAGAUUUUGAAACGCAACUAAAUUGUGCAUUAAAGUCCUGCUUUUCUCUUGUAGUCAAACAAAGUUCCUGUAGUGCAGCAUCCACAUCAUAUGCACCCGCUGACGCCACUCAUCACCUACAGUAAUGACCACUUCUCGCCAGGUUCACCACCUUCCCAUCUCUCCCCUGAAAUUGACCCUAAGACAGGUGAGUUUUAAGAACGUGUGGAAACACCUCCGCCCCAGAAAAACCCCACCCAGCAUGUGGUAAAUUGCCAGAUAAUUGUUAACUAGAUAGUUAUGAGAAUCGAAGCAGAACAAAGUCAAAAGACGCAUGCAAGUUUAUUGAACGGUACAGUGUGAAAUUCCUGGGGGAAAACAUGUUUAUAUUUUCUAAAUUCAGGUAAGGUAGGAUUCCAGUUAGAAACUGAAAGUUGGACUGGGGGCAUCACAACUGUGUUAACAUCCAUUGGUUUUUUUUCCAUCACCAGGAAUUCCACGACCACCUCACCCUUCAGAGCUGUCUCCGUAUUACCCAUUGUCUCCUGGUGCCAUUGGGCAAAUUCCUCAUCCCUUGGGGUGGCUCGUACCACAGUAAGAACCACCAGUUUAAAUCUAUUCAUUUCUUGCUCCCCUGCCCAGUAGGAACGGUUCCUCUCUGGUCUUGUGGAAAUCCCCCCCCUUUUUUUUAAAUGAUCAGCGAGCAUCUGAAAUAACUUUCUGUUGCAGUUCCAUAAAACCACAAUCUCUGGUUCUUAGCUCUUCAUCUGCUCAAGGGACCUCUAUGGUUUUUGCUUUGUUAGGAUGAGUCACAUGCAUAAGGUACUAAACCUUAUAGAUUAGUAUGAUGAGCUAGAUUUUAUUUAUUUACUUAUCACAUUUGUAUCCUAUGCUUUCUUCACCCAAUUGAGUAAUUGAAGAUUUGAAGGUUCCAAAAUUCCCUAGAGCUUUGGAACAGCACAGACUAGGCCAGCCCAGUCCCUUAUUCAUGGGAAAAAAUGAUUUCUGAUCAAGAGCAUUUAGAGACAAAGACUACUUUGCUAUAUUUUCACAUGGCUAGUGGUCUUUCUAUUGCCUUCUACAGGUGUUAAUUUUCAAAUUACUUAUCUGUCAAAAAAGUCAUUAUUUUCCUGUCAAUAAAAAUGUCAGAAGUUCAUGUUGGGUGAGGAGGAAGUCACUAGUUUUGUUGAAUUAGAAUAUAAUUGUUGAGUAACAAAUGUAACUUUCUAUAUGGAAAAAAGAAUAAAAUAUUAUUAUAAAAAUGUUAGAAGUGACCAUUAAGUGGUGGUGUUUUUUUUAAAAAAAAUAAUGGUAAGUUUUGAGUCUGUUGCAUCAUUUCUUUUGUUUUCGAUUCAAGCUUUCCCGUGCUCAUCCACAUGUAACAAAAAUGGUACUACUCAUGGAGAAGAGGGAGGUAUUGGCAGUCUCAGGGUUACUCUGAGGUUUGCAGGAAUAUUAAGAAAAAUCUUCAGUGAGGAAAAAAUAAUCAAGGGAAGGACUCAUUGGCCAUGGGAUACUAACUGACUAAAAGGGAAACAACCCGAAAGCUUGGGAACCAGGGAGAAGGUGGAAUUAAAUGGAAUGGAGUAACUAGAAAGGGAGAAAGAGGCAUAGCUUUAUGAAAAAGGACAGAAUAAACAAUUUAAUAUGGAUAUUUCCUCGUUCACAGUGAGAAACUAUUUUUAAAUGCCUCCAAGAAAGGAUGUGAGACAUGUUCACUUUAAAUCAGUGGAGAAAUCCAAUAUUUUGAUGUAUCUGUAACUGAGUGUGUUGCUCAAUGGGGAGACACCAUAAAGUGUUAAAAGACAGUGCCCUUAUUCAGAGUUCCAUGAGUAUUCUGUGCAUGUAUUCCUUUGCAUGUAGGGAAUGACCCCCUUCACUGAAGUGAAUAGAGUAUGUAUCUGUGGAAGCUCUGUAUGUGUAUUGGGCUUCUCAUAUUUUCAAGGAGUCCUUGCCUGGAUCUGAUAGUUGUUUUAGCAAGUGUUUGGAAUAAAUUACGUAAGUGUAUAUAUGUGUCAAUGUAUAUGUUCACUUACUUGGUAUAAUAAGUUUUGUUUCCAAAAUUCAGGUUUUCAGUUAGCUUGUCAUUUCGGCCAUGGAAUGUGGUUGUGGAGAGGAUUGAAGUUGGGGUGGGGGCCAAAAUGUGUGGUUUGGAGUCUGAUGAUGGAUCAGCAACACUAACUAUAUUGAGUAUAUGGAGAGCUAUUUAUUUUAUUUUAUUAAAUUUAUUAGUCACUGUUUUACCCAAGUAACUCUAAGCAACUUACAAUAUAUAAACAAACAGUUAAUGUAUAUAAAAGCCUUCCCUGGCCAUUAAUACUAUAUUUUCCAAGUCAAAACAACUUCCACAUUAUUUGCAAAAAUUAUAAGAAAAACUGUUGCCUGAUAGGAGAUUCCAUGCAUAUUCAGUGGUUCCAUGGCUGAGUAGAAUCUUGACAGGCCUCUUGGGCUUGCCGAUCAGAAGGUCGGCGGUUCAAACCCCCGCGAUGGGGUGAGCUCCCUUUGCUCAGUCCCAGCUACUGCCAACCUAGAAGUUUGAAAGCACGCCAAAAAGUACAAGUAGAUUAACAGGUACCGCUCCGGUGGGAAGGUAAACGCUGUUUCUGUGCGCUGCUCUGGUUUCGGUGUUCCGUUGCACCAAAAGCGGCUUAGUCAUGCUGGCCACAUGACCCGGAAAAAUUGUCUGUGGACAAACGCCGGUUCCCUCGGCCUGUAAAGCAAGAUGAGCACCGCAACCCCAGAGUCGUCUGCGACUGGACUUAACUUUACCUUUACCUUUUUAAUCUUAGUUUAACACACAAACAUUUUCUAGAUUGAUACUUAAAUUCCUAGACAGUGAUAAAAAAUUGUAAUUUUGGGUCGUUUUGGAUUAUAAAUGUAUUUGGAUCUGUGGCUGGCAAUUGCAUUGAAGAACCUGCUCUUGAUUUUGUUUUUCUUGUUUGUUUUAGGCAAGGACAGCCAGUGUAUUCCAUUCCUCCAGGUGGGUUCAGACAUCCAUACCCUGCCUUGGCUAUGAAUGCCUCAAUGUCCAGGUGGGUUCAAGCAGGAGAAAGAGGCCUAAUUCUCACUGAGGUGGUGAACUUAUGUCUGGCACCUACCACUUUAGAUGGCAGGGAAGAGCUCACAUGGGGACAUGCUUUCUCAUGAAAAAGAGUUCAGCACAUAGAAAAACUGUGUGUCUCUUGCCUUGCAUCUUGUUUUCUCUGUGAAGGGUGUCCCCCCCCCCCCCCACGGAGGAGCAUUCAGACAUGUGAGCUCCCACCUACAGAAAUGGUUGCUGUUCCAUGUGUGUGUAAAUCAUCCAUUUUCUCUAGUAGAUGCUACUGUCUGUUAGAUUGCAUGGGGUUGUCAUGUCAGCAAAAGGACUGCAUGCUGAAUGGGAAAUAAAGCCACAGGGAUAGAGAAACUGGAACACUUUUCAGCCCAUGAUUCUGUGUUUAUACUCAAUGGCAAUUUUGUACUUGUGGCAUGCUGAGCACUGCAUGCAUUUACAGAUAGAUGUCUUGACUAACAGUGAGUGAGGCUUGUAAAGGAAAAUGAACACAUUUUUCUAAGAAUGAACAGAGAUCAACAGAACAGAUAUAAAUUAGCAUUCAAAUAUAUUCAGUAUAAGAAAUGUAUGGAGUUGCUUCAAAAUAAAGGCAAAAAGAUAGAAUGUACAGGUGUAUAUUCAUUCCCCCCCCCCCUUGUAGUUCAAGUGUUAGCUCUGAUGAAAGUUGUCUGUGAUUCAGUAGGGGCAGUAAUAAGUUGAUUGUUUAUAGUAUUGCCUCCUAUUUCUGCCGUUGACCUUCUGCAUAAUCCUUGGGUCAUCUGCUUCACUGUUCUCUAGUAGCUUGGCAAGGUACCGCGAAAAAGAGAGAUAGGAAAUGUUUAGGACACUCAAUAUUUUUGGAAAGCAGGGCAUGAGGAAAUAGGAGCAUGAGGAUGAUGUUUAGAGUCUGAGAUGGUUAAGCUUAGAGGUAUUUGCUUUCAGCAUCUCACUUGCAAUUGUGCUCCAGUUUGAUGUCUAGCAGGUUUUCUCCUCAUAUGGUUCCUCCUCCUGGUCAUGGACUUCAUCCCUCAGGAAUCCCACAUCCCACCAUUGUGUCACCCAUUGUAAAACAAGAGCCUACACAACCCAGCUUGAGUCCUGAAGGAAGCUCGUAAGUAAUAGACUAGCCAGGUGCUGCCUGGAUACUUUAUUUUGUCAGGAGAUAUAAUGGGAAAGGGGCCACUAUCACUGUAGUGUAAUUAUUAUUUCUCAAUGUACCUUAUUUUUUUGAAUUUCCACCCCUUCUCAUAAGGUCACUACAACUUAGUCUAGCUGUGGAAGGCUGCUAUCACUGCCAUUUUUUAUGCUACACUGUGGGUUUUCCCUCAAAAAAAUAAUAUAAUAAUUCAGUAGUAACAGGGUCAAAUUGUACAGGUCAGGGAAAGCCAGGGCAAAAAAGAUCUGUCUAUACAACUGACACAUGGCAGAGGCAUUCACAUUCCAGAACACAUAUCCUCUUUGGAGGCCCUAAUCAAGCAAAGUAGGAUGGGUGACCUGUAAAGUGAUUGCACCCCAGUCAUGGAAUAGCCUCCCUAGAGGCUUGCCUUCUCUCUGUUAUUUUUGGCAGUAGGUGAAGAGAUUUUUGUUCAUCCAGGCUGCUUGUUCAGUUAGUUUAUAUCACAGGAUAGCAACCAGCAGGGUUUUGGUCUACAUAUGUUGCAAGAAGGAGUGUGCAUGAACUGGAGCACAAGUUACUCUUCCCAUGGAGGUAUUGCAAAAGAACUGCAUCCUUGCGACAAGUUCUGCCCACAUGCACAACCUCUCUGCCCAACUCCAGCUGUAACACUUAUUAAAUCUUACAUAUGAUUACAGCCAUUAUGCAGCAUGUAUUUUUCUUUUGCACCCAAGAGCAAGAAUUCUCAAAACAUGACUGCUAUACUUCACACAGCUAGAGCUCCUAAAUGUUACACUUAAGGGAUAGGCGACUUGCUGCAAGGGUGCCAUUUCCAUUGCUAGCGUGCUGUCUUAAUUCACAGAUAUGGAAUAAAUGGAAAGAGCAUUACAAUAUGCAUGUGAUCUAACCAACUGACUGGUUUUUAGUAGAGGUAUAGUCAUACCUCUUGUUACGUUCGGUUCAGGUUACAUCUUUUCAGGUUGCGUCCCGCAGCGACCCAGAAGUACUGGAAAAGGUUACUUCCGGGUUUCGCCGCUCGCACAUGCGCAGAUGCUCAAAAUGAUGUCAUGCACAGAAGUGGCAAAUCACGACCCACAGACGCAGUUUGCGUUCUGCUCAUGUUGCGAACGGGGCUCCGGAACGGAUCCUGUUCGCAACCAGAGGUGCCCACUGUACUUUGCCUGUUAGAAAGAGCAUUCUUCACUCCGAACAUCUUAUUCUUUGUUGCCUGCACAUGGUUGUUAGGAGAGAACCUGUGGGUUAUGAUUGGGACUAUGGGACAGUAAUGAAAGAUAUUAUUAUUGCAGAAAAACACCUGUUAUUGUGAAGAAGGAGGAGGAGAAGAAACCCCAUAUAAAAAAACCAUUGAAUGCAUUCAUGUUGUACAUGAAGGAGAUGCGGGCCAAGGUGGUGGCAGAGUGUACACUGAAAGAGAGUGCAGCUAUCAACCAGAUUCUAGGAAGAAGGGUACAAAACAAAUUAUUGGCUUCUUCACUCGACAGCUAGGCUACUGGGCUGCAUGCGCAGAGUUGGCUUGUAGUUUCAUCCAUAUUCUAUUGUUCUUGUGACAAUGGAUUCUCAUGUACCGAUUUGCUGAGCUCCUGAAUUGGUUUAGGAUGUCCAGGAACUGUUCAGGGAACCAAGCUGUUAGAAUGUUCGAAGUCCACCUUGUGGGGAAAGGCAGAUUUUUGUCAGUUUGGCCGAGAUGAAGACUUUGCAUAUAAGCCUUAGAGGUUUUGUGGAACAGGCCAGGACAGAGUCCCCAGGGGCAGGGAAUCCAUCGCAACAUGACUGAAGGAAGGGUGUGGAGGAGGCAGUGGACCAAAGAGAGAACCCGAAGGAAAACUAGGUGUGGGGGGGGGGGAGGGGGGAGAAACCUGAGGAAAAUGGCAGAGGAUGCUUGGAACUGGGGCAAAUGGAAGCCCUGGAGAAACUUCACAGUAUGGAAAGUCUAGAGGUCCUGUAGGCUAUGGGUGGAGGGAUAGGGGUGCUGUGGAAAAUGUUAAGAUGGGACAAUGCAGGCAGGAUUCUGAAAAGUAGGGACCUGUUACAGAGACCACAUCGAAGAAAAGAGAGAUCAAAGAGAAUAUAUGACUGAAGCAAUAUUUCACAGAGGCCCUAGAGGCAUGAGGUGUGCAUUGUCAGCAGGAAAUAUGUGGACAAACUAGGAAGGCUGGGCACUGAGUUCCAGGGAGGCAUGUAGCUUCUGUAGGGCUCCUGUACCUUUAAGAGUUGCACAGAGCAGUCAUUCUACCAGUUGUUGCUGCACUGUUGUGAUCUGAUGAUCCAGAUGGAAAAGGGAACAAAAAAGCAGGGCGGAGGAUGGCUUUCGUAUAUAUAUAUAUUUUGGCUACAAGCUUCUAGUUAAAGAUGGUUGCUCAUAUGUAGGCCUUGAGCCAAACAUAGCAUAUUGUUUCAAACUGUGUAGCUAUGUAGAAAGGAAAGGAAAGUUUUCAGUCGUGUUUUUAGAGAGGGGAGGUGGUACCCCAAAUUUCAUUAGAUGACUUUCUACAGUAUCUUUUCUGCUAACAUCAUACUUUAGUGGCAUUCGCUGUCCCGUGAGGAGCAAGCCAAGUACUAUGAGCUAGCCCGGAAGGAGCGACAACUUCAUUCUCAGCUCUACCCAACUUGGUCUGCACGAGAUAACUAUGUAAGUUUAUAAUCAGGGAUGUAUGUAUUCUGUUACAAAAAAAUAAAUAAUUGGCUCCAGGAAAUCUAUGUGCCUUUGUGAUCAUACAAAUUAAGCUGCAUUUCAUGGAUUUUGUCACUGUUGCUGCUGCUGCUGCUGCUGUUAUUGGAGAGAUUUUAAAAAAUGGGGAGAGAGAAGUAGAACAAGGAGAAAGCAGAGGAAUGAUGACAAUGUUAAAAUAAGGAAAUGGAAGUAUGGGAUUAGAUGGCCAAUUACGGGAUGGAAUAGUAGCAGAGGGGGAAGAUAACCCUUGUAGCCAGUGCUAUUUUUCUAGAAAAAGAGGUGGUGGAACUCACCAUGAACGACUCUCUUGUCCUCUUAUAAUGGCAAUGGUGCCCACCUGAGAUGUGCCGGAACUGAAUUCCAGUGAGUUCCAGCUGGAAACAAAGCCUUGCUGGUAACCAUCACCUCUAAGUGUUUGCUGAACACUUGCACAUACGUUUCCAAGGGUUUUUGUAAAGGGAUUAAGCUAACUACUUUCUAAGCAUUUGCUUAAUGCUUCCUUGGAACUCCACAUUGACGACUGCUAUGACAAAGAACCGUUAUCCAACUGGCAGCAUGCAUCUUGAAGAAAUUGUCCUUGUGAAGAGACAGUUUCUUCAAGAUGUAUGCUGCCAGUUGGAUGGCGGUUCUUUGUCAUAGCAGUCUUCUUCCUAUUUAAGCAAAAAACAGCUGGAUUUCCAAGCAUAAUUAUAACCAAAAUAAAUGUAGUUAUGAUAGUAUGUAGACCUUCUUAAUGGCCUAGUAUUUCUCUCUGCUAUCUUUCUUUACCUAUACUCCACAGUUGUUGUUUUUAAAAUUCAAGUUUACAACUCAGAGAAACUCUGUAGUAGUCUUAUAUAUUCUUGACUUCCUUUCCUUUCCUUUCACAACUUUUUGUAAAUUUAUCCCUUUCAGGGUAAGAAAAAGAAGAGAAAAAGAGAGAAACAACCUCAGCAACAAAUCCAAGAAACAGGGAGUAAGUACCAAUGCCUUGCCCUUCUGUAGUCUGGCCCCAGUCCAUAAUGGGCGUGACAAUUCUAAUUUUUCCCUCACUGUGAAGGGAAACUGAGAGUCUGGAAUUCCUAAUAUUUGCUACUGCUUGUCAGUCCCCUCUCCAAUCCUUGUAAAAUAGAAAAUGAAGUGUAAAUUACUCCCAUCCUAGGACAAACACUUAAGAACAAGCAUUAUAUAGCUUCCUUCUACACACAGGGAUAGCAAGAUGCCAACUAGGAUUAUUAGAGAAGCAGAUGGAGGAGGCAGGUGGAGAGGAGAAAAGAGUUAGCCACUGAUCAAGUCCGCGCCCCCCCUUUGAAUAAUGAACAAGAUAUGCACUUAAUAUCAAAUGGCUACAUUUGAACUUUUGAACAGUUGCUCUCAUUUUAUCAGUAAGGGCUGCCACUUCCAAAUAACUGAGAAUCCAAGAAACCAGAUUUGAAUGUGGUGCAGAAGCCAGUAAUUCCAAACCUUUUAGAGUUCGUGCAAGAACUUCCAGGAUCUGUACAUUUUAAAUUGUAGACCAGUUUUAGCUUUUGUGAGAGCAAAAACUUGUGAUGCAAGCUUGCUUUCUCCUGCUCCAGAAGGUAGAACCCAAACCAAUAAAAUGAAGUUACAAGAAAGGAGCUUCCGACUAAACACUGGGAAUAACUCUCUGACUUUACGAGCUGUUCAACAGUGGAAUGGACUCCCUCGGAAAGUGGUGGAUUCUCCUUCCUUGGAGAUAUUUAAACAGAGGAUGGAUGGCCAUCUGUCAUGGAUGCUUUAGCUGAGAUUACUUCAUUGCAGGGGGUUGGACUCGAUGACCCUGACGGAUCGCUUCCAACUCUACAAUUCUAUGAGAUAAAGCUAAGGAAACUCACAAAAUCCCUAAAACUGUCUAGCAUCCUUGAAGUUGAAUUCAAGGGGCUUUCAGUGUGGCCUUCUAGAGAGUCUUCCAGAGAAUAAUAUUUCUGGUGUUGUGGAAAGACUGCUCUGAUGCAAGCCAGUCCGUACACCAGUUUGCAACACUGCCUGGGUAUACCUUCUUUCAAAUACAGGCGAAAUAGGCUUUUGUAGCAAAGGAACUUUCCCUCGUCUAACCAUUUGGCUACUUUUACUACCUGGCCAUAGAAGUGGCAUUUAUCUGCCGCUUAAUCUAGCAUUGUCAACACAGUAAUGCAUUUGGAAUUGAACAGCCAUAUGUCGCUCAUGGGGCAGCCGUGAGCAAGUCACUGGGCGUGUAGGAUAGAAAUUAACCGAUAAAUAACUUUCUUUUUUGUCACUAACAGAUUCUGUGGUGUCAAAGAGCAAGAAGCCUUGUGUGCCAUACCUGCCAGCUGACAAAUCCUGUGACAGCCCUGCAUCCUCUCAUGGCAGCAUGUUGGAUUCUCCAGCCACUCCCUCCACAGCCUUGGCAUCACCUGCAGCUCCUGCUGCCACCCAUUCUGAACAGGCUCAGCCUCUCUCCCUGACUACCAAGCCUGAAGCCAGAGCCCAGCUGUCUCUGCACUCUGCUUCUUUCCUGUCAAGCAAGGCUGCCUCCUCCUCUUCCUCCUCUAGCCUGACAAGCCAAUCGUCACUCCUCUCGAGGCCCCUUCCCUUUGCCUCCAUGCCCCACACCGCCCUCCUGACAUCGCCUCCUUCCUUUGCAGCCAUUCCAUCUCCUCAAGCUGCCUUGGCUAUGUUGCAGGCCCAGCCGCUCUCGUUGGUAACCAAACCGGCUGAAUGAGGAAGAAUUUCCAUCCCGCCUCCCUGCUGAAGCCGCAAUUGAGAUUACAAAGCAGACAAGCCAUUAUUGGUCAAUAUUUGACCCUUUCUGAACUCUUCCAGAAGGUGACUCUUGAGGAAGAAAGUGCUCUACUCUCAGAGUUGUUUUCAGUAGUCUAUCUAAAGACCAUUUUUUUAUUUUUAUAAAAAACAGAAACAAAAAAAACCCCACAAUUUUUUUUUUUAUGAAACCCUGAACAGGAUGAAAAAGAAAGAAAGCCAAGCCUUAUGUUCCUGUCAGAGCCCCCUGGGCACAUGGACUUGUACAGAUGGAUCAUCUCUCAACGGUGUUUGCAUGUUUUGUUAUAUUGCUUUUACUAUUCCCCGUUCCCUUGGCCAGGCGAAGUGUUGAUUUUACCUACUUGCUCCAGCCACCCUGCAGUGCCAUCAUUUUUAUAAAAGACUUCCAACAUUUACUAGAAGACACAAUACCAGAUAAAUACAGUGCCUCGCUGUCAUGUUGAGAUCUGCCCAGCCUUGGGGAGGCCCCUAUAUUUUUCUGGAGUGAUCCAUGAAAAUGGCAGGACAAUCCACCCUGUUUCCUUACAGAAUUAUUUUGUGUAGCAGGAAGUAGGGGAAAAGGCUUUGGGGAAUCGCCUGUUAUUUUAACGAAGGAAAAUAAAUCUGCAUCUUAAUUUGC
Podarcis lilfordi (Lilford's wall lizard) is the source of this 67417-nucleotide messenger RNA. NCBI's taxonomy places the organism in Eukaryota, Metazoa, Chordata, Lepidosauria, Squamata, Lacertidae. The record is from the annotation of a GenBank genome assembly.